Molecule: messenger RNA, 50293 nt
Organism: Coregonus sp. 'balchen'
Lineage: Eukaryota; Metazoa; Chordata; Actinopteri; Salmoniformes; Salmonidae
Source: the annotation of a GenBank genome assembly
CAAUAAUGAAGGUAUCCGAGAAACAACGCCAUUUUUGGGGUAGCUAGUCUGACAAUUGCAUUGUGUUAGCAACCUAAACAAAAAUUACUUGCAAUAAUGAGGGCAAUUGGGGAAUUUUGGGGGAGUAAGCCCAUAUAGUGCCGGCCGUUUACAUAAGGUGCCUUUGACCAGCGCAAGAUGUCCAGGUAAUAAAUAUAUUAACUCUCCAGCUGCCCGAGCAAGCUACUGUAGCUAAUCUGGCAAACCGUAGAUAGCUAACCUGACCUAGCUAGCUAGCUGAUUUGCUGCCUAGUUAGUUCUAACGUAGUCAGUCCUCACAUUCAAGCUACUAGUCCUACUUGAACUUGUGACAUUUACAUAAUUAGUACAGACAUCAAGAGAGACCUAGCUAUUUGUUUGACCAACGUUAUUGUUUGAUAUUUAUCUAACUAGGUAACGUUAACUUUACUGCUAGCUAGCUAGCUAUAAAUGAGUUCACACACGUACAUUAACGUUAGCAAACGACCUAGAUAGCUAGCUAAUUGUUUUGUCUAUGAUCUGGGCCCGGUUUCCCAACGGCAUCUGAAGGCUAACUUCAACGUUAGGACCAUAUAUGGUGAACUUAGCCUUAAGAUACUUUUGGGAAACUAAGCCCUGGUAUUCGUUAGGGUAGUUCUCUAAAAACCUUAGGGUUUAAACGCAACAAUUGCAAAGAUUUCAUUAGGCCCUAAUCUAAGGAUUUCACAUGACUGGGCAGGGGUGCAGCCAUGGGUGGGCCUGGGAGGGCAUAGGAAUCAUAAUUAGUUUAUCGCCACAAAAGGGCUUUACUACAGACAGAAAUGCGCCGGCCAGGUUGUGAGGCCGGUUGGACGGCAUAUGGUAGAGAUAUGAACAUUCAAUUCUCUGGCAACAGCUCUGUUGGACAUUCCUGCAGUCAGCAUGCCAAGUGUACGCUCCUUCAAUUUGAGACAACAGUGGCGUUGUUACAAAACUGCACAUUUUAGUGGCCUUUUAUUGUCCCCGGCACAAGGUACACCUGUGUAUUGAUCAUGCUGUUUAAUCAGCUUCUUGAUAUGCCACACCUGUCAGGUGGAUGGAUUAUCUUGGCAAAGGAGAAAUGCUCACUAACAGGAAUGUAAACAACAUUUCUGGGAUCUUUUAUUUCAGCUCAUGAAACAUGGGACCAACACUUUACAUGUUGCGUUUAUAUUUUUGUUCAGUAUACAAUUCCAACACUGUUUUAACGUUUAGAAAUGUCAAUCAUCUUUCAUAUCAGCCAGAAAUAAUCUUUCAAAUAAAAAAUAUACACUUACUGAAGCAGAUUUGUACGUGCCUCCAGUUGGCAAACAUCACUUCCUCACCAGUUACACUUACACAGGUGUUUGCGCUGAUAGCUAAUUGGCACAGGUGGUCGCCUCUGUGUACCUUCUGUAAACAAGUGCUGUAACAUGGAUAUUAGUCUGGGUAAUCAGGCUGUAAUACACAAUUAAUUGGUAUAUACGGCCUGAAGCUUGCAAAAUUGUACCUGUUCCUUACAAGCCAGAAUGAUUAAUAAAAUGACAUUUAAACUUAACCGAUUGUCUGUGCGGUUUUUCUUUUAAGUAUUGUUUACCUGACUUGUUACGGUUGGCAGCGAGGUAAAGUUAUUUUUACAUUGGAUAUUUGGUUUUCUCGUCAAUAGCUAUUGAACAAAGCAUACCGUGACAAUGAAAAUGGGAUAUUCUGAAUCUGGAGGAUGGAGAACAAUGCACACUUUUUUUGAAGAUUGAAAUCUGAAUAAAAUAAAUAAAAGAGAUUCACACCAUCCUCCCCUGAUUCAAGAGUUGGUAAACAAUACUUUCCUGUGGAUAUUUUGUCUCAGCAGCUGAAGGACAAACUGCACAGACAACCGGAGAGUGAGUUUAAAUGUAAUUUUAUUCAACAUUCUGGCUUGUAAGGAACAUUUUACAUGAUUUUGCAGGCAUUAGUUUCAGGCUGUAUAUACCAAUUAAUUGUGUAUUACAGCUUGAUUAAUCAGACUAAUAUCCAUGUUACAGCGCUUGUUUACAGAAGACUGAAAGUCUUCAGUGGGCAAAUGCUCACCUUCGAUGGCAACUGGCACGCUGGAGAAGUGUGCUCUUCACGGAUGAAUCCCUGUUUCAACUGUACCGGGCAGAUGGCAGACAGUGUAAGUAUGGCGUCGUGUGGGCGAGCGGUUUGCUGAUGUCAACGUUAAGAACAGAGUGACCCAUGGUGGGGUUAUGGUAUGGGCAGGCAUAAGCUACGGACAACGAACACAAUUACAUUUUAUAGAUGGCAAUUUGAAUGCACAGAGAUACCGUGACGAGAUCCUGAGGCCCAUUGUCGUGCCAUUCAUCCAUCGCCAUCACCUCAUGUUUCAGCAUGAUAAUGUAUGGCCCCAUGUCGCAAGGAUCUGUACACAAUUCCUGGAAGCUGAAAAUGUCCCAGUUAUUCCAUGGCCUGCAUACUCACCAGACAUGUCACCCAUUUGAGCAUGUUUGGGAUGCUCUUGAUCGACGUGUACGACAGCGUGUUCCAGCAACUUUGUGGGACAAUAUUCCACAGGCCACAAUCAACAGCCUGAUCAACUCUAUGCGAAGGAGAUGUGUCGCGCUGCAUGAGGCAAAUGGUGGUCACACCAGAUACGGACUGGUUUUCUGAUCCACGCCCCUACCUUUGAUUUUAAGGUAUCUAUUACCAGUCAUGUGAAAUCCAUAUAUUAGUGCCUAAUUUAUUUAUUUAAAUUGACUGAUUUCCUUAUGAACUGUAAAAUCAUUGAAAUUGUUGCAUGUUGCAUUUAUAUUUUUGUUUAGUGUAAUUAAAAUGAUACAAAUAUCAAAGCAAAAAUGCAACUAAUGCUAAAGCACCAGCCUCUGCCAUAUGGACACAUUGAUACAUUGGCGGUUAAAUAGCCUAAAUGACCGCAUGGAACUCAGAGAUGGCCAAUGCAGCCGUUGGCCUAUAACUUCCAUUGUCAACUAAUCAAAAUGCAGAAAGCCGACAUAAAAACAGUAGAAAAUAUACUGAUGAAAAUUCUGGUUCUUUCAAUCACAUUCAUCUCUCUACUCGGCAUGUCUGCCUUCCUUUCUAGCUCUUUACUUGAGCUAUCCUAGUAAAGUGCAACAUUGUAUCAAAUCAAUAAACUGGAUCUGGCAUGAAGUUGUCUCCAGUGAACUUGCAAUAUUGUAUCAACUAGCCUAUUCCAGGCCCUCAGUUUCCUGCACCAGUGAGCUUGGGACAGACAGCUGUUUUUGUGCAAGGGAAAGGUAUUUUAUGAUGUUUCCACUGGAUAUAUAUAUAUAUAUACAAUCAUCGGAUGAUGAUAUUUUGCUCUUUCACACCAGGCUUGGUGAUUAUCGAGAGGGAGAGAUUAUUGGAAAGUUUUGUCAGAUAGGCCUACUGUGUGGAACGAUUAGACUGUCAUGGAUGUAAAAACAAAAAGGUGAAGAAAAAAUGACUGAGAAGCUCAGCUUAUUAGUGGUGGACGUAGUGACAGACAAUCAGAAAUCAAACAUCUCCAAAUGGGCACUUUCCUACAUUUGCGCGCAGCAGGCCAGCUAGGCUAAUUCUUGCGUGCUCAGGCGCGCGCUCCCUCAAAAUUAGCAAGACCGAGAAACCAGACCCAUGCUCAUUGCUCACAUGGAGCACUCCAAACAAAAGACAAUGAAAAAAUGGACAACUCGUAAAUGAAGGUUAUGAAAUAAACCAAAACGUGUUUCUCACAAGUGUAGCAGGUUGUGCACUCUGCAAACAAUGUUUCCACUCCGAGAAUGAGAGCAGUAAAUGACUAUGCCUAAUUAGUAAUACAAUGCCUUAACAGAAAUUAAUGCAACCAAAUGACAGGGACUAAUGGUACAUAUUUUUAUGUCACCAGUUUACUACUGGUGACAUAUGUAAUGGGGAAUAGUUAAAAUGAGCAAUCAAAGGGCAAACAAUUCACAUAAAAUAAUACAUGCGGAAGAAUUGGCGGGAGACCGCUGACUGGAUUCUGGAGAGCUGAGUGCAUGCAUUCUGGAGAGAGAUGCGCCUAUAGGCUGUCUUCGCCACACACCCCUUGUCUCAAAAUUUAAAAUUAUACUCCAGACACAUUAUCUUCACACACAUUUUAGAUACUUUUCACUGACAGCCGCAACUCAAUAAUAAGCUAGGCCUUUUGCCACGCGCUGCCUAUGAAAGAAUUCCUCAUAUGCCAUUUUUCUCCUGUUUUAUUGGUUUUCGUAUAAACUUUAUUUCGUUGUCCAGAAGCCAAAUGCACAAUCCUAGUCUUAUUAGCAACCAUCCUAGUUAUUGCAUAUUUACAUUCACCCUCUUUCUAAGCUUCUAACUGAGAUUUUCAUCUAUGUCAUAUACAGCUCGCAUUAGGUGCGCUGUUUAGAAUGGUGUUUUUUCCUGUGAAUUGCAUUUUGGCAAAUGUUUGAAAAUGAUGUUUUAUUGGCUGCUUCAUUACAGGAGUUACAUGUUUUGUUAAGAUGAGUUACCAUAAUCUAUACUGAACAAAAAUAAACGCAACAUGUAAAGUGUUGGUUUCAUGAGCUGAAAUAAAAGAUCCCAUACAUUUUCCAAACAAACAAAAAGCUUAUUUCUCUAAAAUGUUGUGCACAAAUUUGUUUACAUCCCUGUUAGUGAGCAUUUCUCCUUAGCCAAGAUAAUCCAUCCACCUGACAGGUGUGGCAAAUCAAGAAGCUGAUUAAACAGCAUGAUCAUUACACAGGUGCACCUUGUGCUGGGGACAAUAAAAGGCCACUAAAAUGUGCAGUUUUGUGUCACAACGCCACAGAUGUCUCAUGUUUUGAGGGAGCGUGCAAUUGGAAUGCUGACUGCAGGAAUGUCCACCAGAGCUGUUGCCAGAGAAUUGAAUGUUCCAUUUAUCUACCAUAAGCCUCCUCCGUUGUUUUAGAGAAUUUGUGAGUACUUCCAACCGGCCUCACAACCGCAGACUACUUGUAACCACGCCAGUAAAGGACCUCCACAUCCGGCUUCUUCACCUGCAGGAUCGUCUGAGACCAGCCACCCGGACAUCUGAUGAAACUGAGGAGUAUUUCCUUCUGUAAUAAAGCCCUUUUGUGGGGAAAAACUCAUUCUGAUUGGCUGGUCUUGGCUCCCCAGUGGGUGGGCCUAUGUCCUCCCAGGCCACCCAUGGUUGCACCCCUGCCCAGUCAUGUGAAAUCCAUAGAUCAAGGCCUAAUUUAUUUAAAUUGACUGAUUUCCUUAUAUGAACUGUAACUCAGUAAAAUGUUUAUAUUUUUGUUCAGUAUAAAUGUGAUUUCUGUCAUUCUGAGCACCGUGGGUGGACACCCUAAUGGGUUACACACCCAAUGCAUAAGUGUCUGGUAAUUUUCUCAAAUGGCCGGUAAAUUAAAAUCUUCCUGGUCACGUUGUCCACCGCCACAUUUUCCUAACGGAAAUCCUGCUUCAUGGAGAUAUGGCUGUGUGGAAACACUAACCCUAUAAAGGUGUGUAGUAAUUUAAAGGUGCUACACAGGAUAUUUUUGAAUUUUUAUUUCAAAAAAUGUCCAGAAUAUAACUAGUGCUAAUAGUGGAAUGAUAGUGUUUCACAUUAUUACUUACCCACCAUAGUUGUGAUUGGCUGUGAUAUUCGCCUAUUGAUUUCUUCCGCCGGAGCGGCAUCUGUUGUCAAACUGGGAAAGCUGUUUUGACUUUGUGGAUGUGUUAUUUAGUGGAAAUCUCACAUUUUCUGGUUGCUAAAGUUCUACACUGUCAAUUUCAGUUAGAGAAAACAAGCACUGGAUAAUGUAGGGAGUCAUUGUACCAUUUAAAUCGCUGUGAAAUACACUACAUGACAAAAGUAUGUGGACACCUGCUUGUCAAACAUCUCAUUCUAAAAUCAAGGCAUUAAUAUGGAGUUGAUUCCCCCCCCCCCUCCUUUUCUGCUAUAACAGCCUUCACUCUUCUGGGAUGGCUUUCCUCUAGAUGUUGAGACAUUGUUGCGUGGACUUGCUUCCAUUCAGCCACGAGCGUUAGUGAGGUUAGGCGAUUAGGCCUGGCUUGCAGUCGGCGUUCCAAUUCAUCCCAAAGGUGUUCGAUGGGGUUGAGUUCAGGGCUCUGUGCAGGCCAGUCAAGUUCUUCCACACCGAUCUCUACAAACCAUUUCUGUAUGGACCUCGCUUUGUGCAUGGGGGCAUUAUCAUGCUGAAACAGGAAAGGGCCCUUCCCCAAACUGUUGCCACAAAGUUGGAAGCGCAGAAGCAUCUAGAAUGUAAUUGUAUGCUGUACCGUUAAGAUGUCCCUUCACUGGAACAAAGGGACCUAGCCCGAACCAUGAAAAACAGCCCCAGACCAUUAUUCCUCCUCCACCAAACUUUACAAUUGGGGCAGGUAGCGUUCUCCUGGCAUCCGCCAAACCCAGAUUCGUCCGUUGGACUGCCAGAUGUUGAAGCGUGAUUCAUCACUCCAGAGAACGCGUUUCCACUGCUCCAGAGUACAAUGGCUGUGAGCUUUACACCACUCCAGCCGAAACUUGGAAUCGCGCCUGGUGAUCUUAGGCUUGUGUGUGGCUGCUCGGCCAUGAUCUUGUGCUGACGUUGCUUCCAGAGGUAGUUCGGAACUCCGUAGUGAGUGUUGCAACCAAGGACAGACAAUUUUUACGCUCUGCGCACUUCAGCAAUCGGUGGUCCCGUUCUCUGAGCUUGUGUGGCCUACCACUUCACGGCUGAACCGUUGUUGCUCCUAGACAUUUCCACUUCACAAUAACAGCACUUACAGUUGAUUGGGGCAGCUCUAGCAGGGCAGACAUUUUACGAUCUGACUUGUUGUAAAGGUAGGAAUCCUAUGACGGUGCCACGUUGAAAGUCACUAAGCUGGCCAAUCUACUGCCAAUGUUCGUCUAUGGAGAUUGCAUGGCUGUGUGCUCGAUUUUAUACACCUGUCAGCAACGGGGUGUGGCUGAAAUGGCCAAAUCCACUAAUUUGAAGGGGUGUCCAGAUACUUUUGUAUAUACAGUGCAUUCGGAAAGUAUUCAGACCAUUUUACUUUUUCCACAUUUUGUUACAUUACAGCCUUAUUCUAAAAUUUAUUAAAUAGUUUUUUCCCCUCAUCAAUCUACACACAAUACCCCAUAAUGACAAAGCAAAAAUAGGUUUUUAGAAUUGUUUGAAAAUGUAUUGAAAAUAAAUAACUGAUAUCACAUUUAAGUAUUCAGACCCUUUACUCAGUACUUUGUUGAAGCGCCUUUGGCAGCGAUUACAGCCUUGAGUCUUCUUGGGUAUGACGCUACAAGCUUGGCACACCUGUAUUUGGGGAGUUUCUCCCAUUCUUCUCUGCAGAUCCUCUCAAGCUCUGUCAGGUUGGUUGGGGAGUGUCGCUGCACAGCUAUUUUAGGUCUCUCCAGAGAUGUUCAAGUCCGGGCUCUGGCUGGGCCACUCAAUGACAUUCAGAGACUUGUCCCGAAGCCACUCCUGCGUUGUCUUGGCUGUGUGCUUAGGGUCGUUGUCCUGUUGGAAGGUGAACCUUCGCCCCCAGUCUGAGGUCCUGAGCGCUCUGGAGCAGGUUUUUAUCAAGGAUCUCUCUGUGCUUUGCUCCUUUCAUCUUUCCCUCGAUCCUGACAAGUCUCCCAGUCCCUGCCGCUGAAAAACAUACCCACAGCAUGAUGCUGCCACCACCAUGCUUCAUUGUAGGGAUGGUGCCAGGUUUCCUCCAGACGUGACGCUUGGCAUUCAGGCCAAAGAGUUCAAUCUUGGUUUCAUCAAACCAGAGAAUCUUGUUUCUCAUGGUCUGAGAGUCCUUUAGGUGCCUUUUGGCAAACUCCAUGUGGGCUGUCAUGUGCCUUUUACAGAGGAGUGGCUUCCGUCUGGCCACUCUUCCAUAAAGGCCUGAUUUGGUGGAGUACUGCAGAGAUGGUUGUCCUUCUUGAAUGUUCUCCCAUCUCCACAAAGGAACUCUGGAGCUCUAUCAGAGUGACCAUUGGGGUCUUGGUCACCUCCAUGACCAAGGUUCUUCUCCCCCGAUUGCUCAGUUUAGCCAGGCGGCCAGCUCUAGGAAGAGUCUUGGUGGUUCCAAACUUUUUCCAUUUAAGAAUGAUGGAGGCCACUGUGUUCUUGGGGACCUCCAAUGCUGCAGAAAUGUUUUGGUACCCUUCCCCAGAUCUGUGCCAUCGACACAAUCCUGUCUCGGAUCUCUAUGGACAAUUCCUUCAACCUCAUGGCUUGGUCAUGCAGUGUCAACUGUGGGACCUUUAUAUAGACAGGUGUGUGCCUUUCCAAAUCAUGUCCAAUCAAUUGAAUUUACCACAGGUGGACUCCAAUCAAGUUGUAGAAACAUCUCAAGGAUGAUCAAUGGAAACAGGAUGCACCUGAGCUCAAUUCCGAGUCUCAUAGCAAAGGGUUGGAAUACUUAUGUAAAUAAGAUAUUUCUGUUUUGAAUUAAUACAUUUCCAAAAAUUUAUAAAAACCUGUUUUCGCUUUGUCAUUAUGGGGUACUGUGUGUAGAUUGAGGAUAAAAAACAACAUCCAUUUUAGAAUAAGGCUGUAACAUAACAAAAUGUGGAAAAAGUCAAGGGGUCUGAAUACUUUCCGAAUGCACUGUAAAGUGUAUCUUAUCAAUAACAAAAUAUAUUGCGUUUGAAGCUGGUGGACCAAAACCGAAAGUAACCAGCUUCAAACAGUUGUAACAAAUUGGGGUUUGUUAUUGAAAAUAUAUUUCACAGCGAUUUAGAUGGUACAAUGAUUCACUACACUAUUCAGUGCUUGUUUUAACACACAAACUGAAAUUGAGUGAACAGUGUAGAAUUUCAGCAACCAGGAAAUGACAGAGCGAUUUCCACUAGAUAACACAGUCACAAAGGCAGAACAGCUUCCCAGUUUGACAAUAGAUGCCAUUCCGGCAGGAGAAAUCAAUAAGCGAAUAUCACAGCCAAUCACAACACUGGCGAUUUAAGUAAUACUGUGAAACACUAGCGCCAGAUAUAUUUUGGACAUUUUCUGAAAUUACAAUGCAAAAAUGCUAAGGAAUCCUAUGAGUUGUACCUUUUUUAAAUUUUUUGUUAAUUCUUUCUCGCUGAUAUGAAAUAUACGUUCCUUAUGUUUCCAAAACUGUACCGCAAGCAAUACGCGUUAACGUUUAGAACAAGCGUUGGGGCUCUUAACAAAAUUAUUCUGGGAAGAAAAUACCUUCAUCAAUAGGCGCUUAAGGUAGUUAACGUCUAUGAAUGGGUUAGCAUUAGGGUAGAAUAGCUAGCUAGCCUAUUGAAUCAUGAUAAUAACUGUUCCUGAAGAAUAGGGACAGAUAAGGACAAGGACAGAUAUGUUCACAUCAUACCGGUAGCUAUGGCAUAUAUCCACAUACUUUUAACUUUGGUUAGGAAUUUAAACAAAGGUGUAUAGCUUUCUAGAAAGAAACUCACAUGAGGUAUGCUGGAUUUCUAUUAAUUUGGCUGUCAUUCCUCUUAGCAUUCCUCCUGGCACGAGCAAGCUCAAUGUGUUGGUGACCAAACUGCAUGAGUUCUUGACUCAUGCUCCAGAAGAAGAUGAUGACACACUGGUGACUGAAAGUCCUGAUGGUGAGAACUGUAAUAAGUGAAACUUUAACUCAGUAGGCAUGGUGGGGUUGUCUGGCCAAUAUUUGUAGUGACUCACAAUACUGUCUGCUGAUUUGAAUUCACAGGUAUAACAAACAAGGACUGUGUGGAGCCACACUCAACAGACCGAACCUCUCUUGAGGUAUUGACAUGAGAAAUAUCAGUAUUGGCUGUUCUAGACCAAAGAGUAUUUAAUAUUGAUGUAGAUCUAGACGAUCUAGUUAUUACAUUUUUCUUGUUGAAUACAGCCUCAACAGACAUUAACAGAUGCCUUGAAGCAGUAUGGAUGUGGUUCCAGGAGGUGGGCUUUCUUCUGAUAUUUUGAAACGUGAUAGUUGAUGUACAUGUUUAUGGACAGGAAAAACACAUUGUUUAUCCUCUAAUGCAGAUGUUUUCAAACUUUUCCUUUGGGACCCCAAGCCAUUCCAUGUAUUUGAACUAUUCCUGAGUUAGCACACCCAAUUCAACUUGUCAUGUAAUUAGACGCCCUUGUUGAGGUGAAUCAGGUGAGCUAGUUCAGGGCUACAACAAAAUUGUGAAAUGUCUGGGGGUCACUGAGGAGGUUUGAAAAACCACUGCUCUAAUCAAUGUUACUUGUAUUACAGAAAACCUUCAGUUGUAAUUAAACACAGUGGACUGGAUGAAUCUGGUGCUUCAAAUGAAAGUGAUGAUGACUGCUUGAUCAUCAAUUCAAACGGUUAUCCUGAUGUAACAAGAUUACCGAAAGGUUAUUUUUUUCUGCUACUUCUUUCAACUCUACUGUAAGGAGAUAUUAACAAUGGAAAUGAAUAUUGAAUGACUGCAUUUAUCAACAGAAAAUGCCUUGGUUUUCAUGCGUGUGUUUUUACAUGUCUUAUGCACAAAGGCACUGUACUGGUGAGGCCUGAGCCGGUGGAAAAUGUCAGAGAUGACUUCAGAGGUCCAGAAUUCCAUUGCGGAAAAUCUGGUAAUCUGAGGAGAGUUUUUUCCAGGAGACGUGGAGGUGAGCUUUCAUGAAUGAAUAUGAAAAUGCAUAUCCUCUUCCCUAAAAUAGUGUGCCGCAGAAUGAAAAUGAAUGCAUGUUUGUAAUCAAUCAAUCAAAUUGAUUUAUAAAGCCCUUUGUACAUCAGCAGAUGUCACAAAGUGCUAUACAGAAACCCAGCCUAAAACCCCAAAUGGCAAGCAAUGCAGAUGUAGAAGCACGGUGGCGAGGAAAAACUCCCUAGAAAGGCAGGAACCUAGGAAGAAACCUAGAGGAACCACGCUCUGAGGGGUGGCCAGUCCUCUUCUGGCUGUGCCGGGUGGAGAUUAUAAGAGUUACAUGGCCAUUUAAGGCCAGAUUGUUCUUCAAGAUGUUCAAACGUUCAUAGAUGACCAGCAGGGUCAAAUAAUAAUCACAGUGGUUGUACAGGGUGCAACAGGUCAGUACCUCAGAAUAAAUGUCAGUUGGCUUUUCAUAGCCAAGCAUUCAGAGGUCGAGACAGCAGGUGCGGUAGAGAGCGAGAAAGUUGAAAACAGCAGGUCCGGGACAAGGUAGCACGUCCGGUGAACAGGUCAGGAUUCCAUAGCCGCAGGCAGAACAGUUGAAACUGGAGCAGCAGCAUGACCAGGUGGACUGGGGACAGCCAGGAGUCUUCAGGCAAGGUAGUCCCGAGCCAUGGUCCUAAGGCUCAGGUCCUCCGGGAGGGGAGAUGGAGAAUUAGAGGGAGCAUACUUAAAUUCACACAGGACACCAGAUAAGACAGGAGAAUUACCCCAGAUAUAAGACUGACCCUAGCCCCCCGGUACAUAGACUAUUGCAGCAUAGAUACUGGAGGCAGAGACGGGCCAACCAGGCAGGAUAUAACCCCACCCACUUUGCCAAAGCACAACCCCCACACCACUACAGGGAUAUCAACAGUCCACCAACUUACUACCCUGAGACAAGGCUGAGUAUAGCCCACAAAGAUCUCCUCCACCGCACGGGACCAAGGGGGUGCAAAACCGGACAGGAAGAUCACGUCAGUGACUCAACACACUCAAUUGACGCACUUUUCCUAGGGACUGCAUGGAAGAGCACUAGUAAGCCAGUGACUCAGCCCCCUGUAAUAGGGUCAGAGAAUCCCAGUGGAGAGAAGGUAGCCAGCUAGGCAGAGACAGAAAGGGCGGUCCGUCGCUCCAGUGCCUUGCCGUUCACCUUCGCACCCCUGGGCCAGGUUAGCGUUGUAGGUUAGCAGUAAAACCUUAAAAUCAGCCCUAGCCUUAACAGGAAGCCAGUGUAGAGAGACUAGCACUGUUGUAAUAUUAUCUUUUUUUUGGUUCUAGUCAAGAUUCUAGCAGCCUUGUUUAGCACUAACUGAGGUUUAUUUAGUGCUUUAGCUGGGUAGCCGGAGAGUAGAGCAUUGCAGAAGUGACAAAAGCAUGGAUUAGCUUUUCUGCAUAAUUUUUUACGAAAAGUUUCUGAUUUUUGCAAUGUUACUAAGAUGGAAAAAAGCUGUCCUUGAAAUAUUCUUGAUACGUUCGUCAAAAGAGCGAUCAGGGUCCAGAGUAACGCCGAGGUCCUUCAGUUUUAAUUGAGACAACUGUAUAACCAUCAAGAUUAAUUGUCGUAUCCAACAGCAGAUCUCUUUGUUUCUUGGGACCUAGAACAAGCAUCUCUGUUUUGUCAGAGUUUAAAAGUAAAACAUUUGGCGCCAUCCACUUCCUUAUGUCUAAAACACAGGCUUCCAGGGAAGGCAAUUUUGGGGCUUCACCAUGUUUCGUCGAAAUGUACAGCUGUGUGUCGUCCGCAUAGCAGUGAAAGUUGACAUUGUGUUUCCGAAUGGCAUCACCAGGAGGUAGUGAAAACAAUAGUGGUCUUAAAACGGAACCUUGAGCAACACCGAAACUUACAAUUGAUUUGUCAGAGGACAAACCAUCCACAGAGACGAGCUGAUAUCUUUCCGACAGAUAAGAUCUAAACCAGGCAAGAACUUGUCCGUGUAGACCAAUUAGGGUUUCCAAUCUCUCAAAAAGAAUGUGGUGAUGGUAGAGCAUGGCGCUUGCAACGCCAGGGUUGUGGGUUCGUUUUCCCACGGGGGGCCAGUAUGAAAAUGUAUGCACUCUGGAUAAGAGCGUCUGCUAAAUGACUAAAAUGUAAAAUGUCUAGGAGCAUGAGGACAGAUGCAGAGCCUUGUUCUGACGCUAUUAAAAGGUAAUUUACCACCUUCAUGAGUGCAGUCUCAGUGCUAUGAUGGGGUUGAAAACCAGACUGAAGUGUUUCGUAUACAGUGCCUUCGGGAAAGUAUUCGGCCCCCUUGACUUUUUCAAAAUGUUGUUACGUUACAGCCUUAUUCUAAACAUAAAAUCUACACACAAUACCCCAUAAUGAUGAAGCAAAAACAGGUUUUUAGAAAUUUUAGCAGAUUUAUAAAAAAACAAAAACGGAAAUAGUACAUUUACAUAAGUAUUCAGACCCUUUACUCAGUACUUUGUUGAAGCACCUUUGGCAGCCAUUACAGCCUCGAGUCUUCUUGGGUAUGACGCGACAAGCUUGGCACACCUGAAUUUGGGGAGUUUCUCCCAUUUUUCUCUGCAGAUCAGCUCAAGCUCUCUCAGGUUGGAUGGGGAGCGUCGCUGCACAGCUAUUUUCUCUCCAGUCUCUCCAGAGCUGUUCGAUCGGGUUCAAGUCCGGGCUCUGGCUGGGCCACUCAAGGACAUUCAGAAACUUGUCCCGAAGUGUUAAGAGAAUUUCUAUCUCUAAUUCAACCUAAGCUUGAAUCAUUACCAGAGGUUGUAAGGCUCUGGUUUUAAUCAUAAAUGAUUCAAGGUCCACAACCAGCAAGAAUGAUCUGUAUUUUUAUUCAUGGAGAGCUCUGGCGCCAAAACCCAUACCCUCCUGUUUUAUACCCCUUGACACACAAAGGCACUUUGCUCCGCCCACCUUUAGGAGGCUUUCUUAAACAGUUUCCACCUUUCUCCUUCACCCUGGAAUGUUUAGUCCCGCCCCCCUCUGUUAGUGGGUUGAUAAUUCUAACACAGUUUACACAUUUAUACUGUAUUUGGGGUGAAAUCCUUUAGUCAUUAUUCUUAAAAUACAAAUUAAUCUAACACGAAGCCACUCCUGCAUUGCAUGUGGUGUAUCUCCCGAGUGGCGCAGUGGUCUAAGGCACUGCAUCGCAGUGCUAGCUGUGCCACUAGAGAUCCUGGUUCGAAACCAGGCUCUGUCGUAGCCGGCCGCGACCGGGAGACCCAUGGGGCGGCGCACAAUUGGCCCAGCGUCGUCCAGGGUAUGGGAGGGAAUGGCCGGCAGGGAUGUAGCUCAGUUGGUAGAGCAUGGCGUUUGCAGCGCCAGGGUUGUGGGUUCGAUUCCCACGGGGGGCCAGUAUGAUUUUAAACAAAAAAUAAUAAUGUAUGCACUCACUAACUGUAAGUCGCUCUGGAUAAGAGCGUCUGCUAAAAUGUAUUGACUGUGUGCUUAGGGUCGUUGUUGUCCUGUUGGAAGGUAUACAGUUCCCCCAGUCUGAGGUCCUGAGCGCUCUGGAGCAGGUUUUCAUCAAGGAUCUCUCUGCACUUUGCUCCUUUCAUCUUUUCCUCGAUCCUGACUUAUCUUCCAUUCCCUGCCGCUGAAAAACAUCCCCACAGCAUGAUGCUGCCACCACCAUGCUUCACCGUAGGGAUGGUGCCAGGUUUCCUCCAGACGUGAUGCUUGGCAUUCAGGCCAAAAAGUUACAUCUUGGUUUCAUCAGACCAGAGAAUCUUGUUUCUCAUGGUCUGAGAGUCUUUAGGUGCCUUUUGGCAAACUCCAAGUGGGCUGUCGUGCCUUUUACUGAGGAGUGGCUUCCGUCUGGCCACUCUACCAUAAAGGCCUGAUUGGUGGAGUGCUGCAGAGAUGGUUGUCCUGGAAGGUUCUCCCAUCUCCACAGAGGAACUCUGGAGCUCUGUCAUAGUGACCAUUGGGUUCUUGGUUCUCGAUUGCUCAGUUUGGCCGGGCAGCCAGCUCUAGGAAGAGUCUUGGUGGUUCCAAACAUCUUCCAUUUAAGAAUAAUGGAAGCCACUGUGUUUUUGGAAACCUUCAAUGCUGCAGACAUUUUUUGGUACCCUUCCCCAGAUCUGUGCCUCGACACAAUUCUGUCUCGGAGCUCUACGGACAAUUCCUUCGACCUCGUGGCUUGGUUUUUACUCUGACAUGCACUGUCAGCUGUGGGACCUUAUAUAGACAGGUGUGUGCCUUUCCAAAUCAUGUCCAAUCAAUUGAAUUUACCACAGGUGGACUCCAAUCAAGUUGUAGAAACAUCUCAAGGAUGAUAAAUGGAAACAGGAUGCACCUGAGCUCAAUUUCGUGUCGCAUAACAAAAGGUCUGAGUACCGUAUUUUCCGCACUAUAAGGCGCACCGGAUUAUAAGGCGCACCUUCAAUGAAUGGCCUAUUUUAGAACUGUUUUCAUAUAUAGGGCGCACCGGAUUAUAAGGCGCAUAGAAUAGAAGAUACUGCAGUCAAACGUUUGACUGGGGUUGCGUUAUGCAUCCACUAGAUGGAGCUGUGCUAAAGGGAAUGUCAACAAAACAGUCAGAUAAAGUCAAACUUUAUUAAGCGUUCUGACAACUCCGUUCACUCCCAUGGUAACGUUGUUCAAACGUUAAUGUGCAUAUUAACAAUAUCUCCCAGCCUUGCUCACUCUUCUCCCAAACGUGGAGGGGAACUUUUCCCUGAUUCAGUAAACGUAGUAAAAGAAACAGUCUGAUACCACUAAAUCAAACGUUAGUGCAUAACUCAACAUUGUUCAGUUACGUAUAACACGUAAAGCUCACUUUUUCUGUUCAUUCCCCGUCCCCGAAUCCCUUGAAUUCUUCUUCUUCAGUGUCCGAAUUGAACUGUUGGGCGACUACGGCAUCCAACCUGCCCGGCUCCCUCUCGUCAUUAUCCGAGUCAGUGUUGCUGCUGUUGCCUGGCAGUUCAGAGAUUAUUCCUGCCUUCAUGAAAGCUUGGACCACAGUUGAGACUGAUAUAUCAGCCCAGGCAUCCACGAUCCAUUGGCAGAUAGUGCCGUAAGUCGCCCGGCACUGUCUCCCCGUCUUGGUGAACGUGUCUUCGCCUUCUGUCAUCCAAUGCUCCCACGCAGCUCACAGUCUAGCUUUGAACGCCCUGUUGACACCAAUAUCUAGCGGCUGGAGUUCUUUAGUUAAUCCACCCGGAAUGACGGCAAGCUCCGAAUUAGUUUGCUUCACUUGUUUUUUGACAGCAUCGGUGAUAUGGGCGCGCAUGGAGUCGUAGAUCAAUAGGGACGGAGCUGUGUGGAAAAAGCCACCCGGUCUCUUGACGUAAAUUUCUCUCAGCCACUCACUCAUCUUUUCCUCAUCCAUCCAUCCCUUCGGGCUAGCUUUGAUGACGACGCCGGCUGGAAAGUUUUCUUUUGGCAAGGUCUUCCUCUUGAAAAUAACCAUGGGUGGAAGUUUCUGGCCAUUAGCCUGGCAGGCGAGAACUACAGUGAAGGAUGACUUCUCAAUCCCUGUGGUGGGUACAGACACCGUACUGGUCCCCGUUUUCUCCACAGUGCGGUUCACGGGAAUAUCAAAGGUGAGUGGAACCUCAUCCAUGUUGGUGAUGUGCUCUGGCCGGAUCUUCUUUUCAGUGAUCUUCUUUUUGCAGUAUGCGCGGAAAGUGACCAGCUUUUCUUGGUAAUCUUUUGGCAGUUGCUGCGAGACGGUAGUUUGUGUGCGGAUGGAGAGAUUACGUCUUUUCAUAAAACGAAAGCACCAAGAAGGACCGCCUCGAAAUUCAUCGAUGAUCAUGUCCCGUGCUAGCGCUGUUGCCUUCAUUCGAAUAGUGACUGUAGACGCUUCUACUUGCUGCUCUCUGUUCAACAACCCACUGUUCGAGUUUGUCCUCUAACUGUGGCCAUCUCGCUUUGUUCCCUCGGAAACUCUGUUUAGUCUUCUUUACUUGGCGCAGGUCAUCUUCUUGCUUCCUCCACUUCCGUACCAUUGAUUCAUUAAUGUUGAAUUCUCUCGCUGCUGCUCUAUUCCCAUAUUCUACUGCGUGACCGACAGCCUUGAGCUUGAACUCUGCGUCGUAAGCGUGUCUCUUGAAAGGUGCCAUUUUGGGGUCUUUAUACACACACAUGUGGUGUUGGACUGUGAGUAAGCACAGUACCGGUGUUUACUGACUACGGUAGCCGUAAUGCUGCAAGCGGUGCGGCUUUGUAGUUUACCAGUCGUACUGAAACAUUUCAUUAUUAUUAAAUUGGUUUUAUUGGUUUUUCAUACUGAAACAUUUUGACAGAGCGCCUUGAGAGCCGUGUACAACCAGUAUGGAUCAACCAAUUAACCAAUUGAUCCAUAUAUAAGGCGCUCCGGAUUAUAAGGCGCACUGUCGUUUUUUGAGAAAAUUAAAGGCUUUUAAGUGCACCUUAUAGUGCGGAAAAUACGGUACUUAUGUAAAUAAGGUAUUUCUGUUUUUUUAUUUUUAAUACAUUUGCUAAAAUUUCAAAAAACCUGUUCAUUUUGUCAUUAUAGGGUAUUGUGUGUAGAUUGAUGAGGAAAACAUUUAAUUUAAUAAAUUGUAGAGUAAAGCUGUAACAAAAUGUAAAAAUGUCGAGGGGUCUGAAUACUUUCUGAAUGCACUGUACAUUAUUUGUCUUCAAGAACGCAGUGAGUUGCUGUGCAACAGUUUUCUAAUUUAUUUAUUUUUUAGGAAUGGGAGAUUUGAUAUAGUCCGAUAUUUUUUUUGCAUUUUCCUGUUCAAGGUUUGGCUUUUUCAGGAGAGGAUUUAUUACUGCCACUUAGUGAGUUUGGUACACAUCUGGAGGAUAAGGAGCCAUUUACUAUGUUCAACAUAGGAGGGCCAAGCACGGGAAGUAGCUCUUUCAGUAGUUUUGUUGGGUUAGGGUCCAGUAUGCAGCUUGAAGGUUUAGCGGCCAUUACUAUUUUCAUGAAUGUGUCAAGAGAUACAGGAUUAAAAAAAACGUGUGUCUCCAUUGAUCCUAGUCUGCAGUUCUGUGCAGACUCAGGACAACUGAGCUUUGGAGAAAUACGCAGAUUCAAAGAGGAGUCCGUAAUUUGCUUUCUAAGAAUCAUGAUCUCUUCAUGGAAAAAGUUAGUUAAUUCAUCACUGCUGAAGAUGAAAGCCAUCCUCACUUCGGGAAUUAUGCGUUUUAGUUAGCCAGCCUAAAACCCCAAAGAGCAAGCAAUGUAGAUUUAGAAGCAUUGAUUGAUCGAUUGUGUGUUUGUAGGAGGACACUUGGAGAUUGUUAGCUGUACAGCCUGUGGCCAGCAAGUUAACCACUUCCAGAGGGACUCCUUCUAUCAGCAUCCAGUACUCAAAGUACUAAUUUGCAAGGUGAGGGGAUCCUGGGUCUGUCAAAGAUUGGGUCAAUUAUAAUGAACAAAAAUAUAAACGCAACAAUGUCAAAGAUUUUACUGAGUUACAGUUCAUAUAAGCAAAUCAGUCAAUUUAAAUAAAUAAAUUAGACCCUAAUCUAUGGAUUUCACAUGACUGGUAGUACAGAUAUGCAUAUGUUGGUCACAGAUACCUUAAAAAGAAAAAAGAAAAAGUACGGGCAUGGAUCAGAACCUGUAUGUAUCUGGUGUGACCACCAUUUGCCUCAUGCAGUGCGACAUCUCCUUCACGUAGAGUUUCAGGCUGUUGAUUGUGGCCUGUGGAAUGUUGUCCCACUCCUUCAAUAGCUGGGGACGUGCAUUAUCAUGCACGACAAUGGAUCUCGUCACGGUAUCUCUGUGCAUUUAAAUUGCCGUCUAUGAAAUGCAAUUGUGUUUGUUGUCCGUAGCUUAUGCUGCUCUUACCAUAAUGCCACCAUGGGGCACUCUGUUCACAAAGUUGACAUCAGCAAACGUGGUCUGUGUAAUGAUUAGGGCUGUCCCCGACAAAAAAAUAAAUCUUGGUCGACCGAAAGUCGUCUGUUCAAUCAAUUGCUCGACAUUUUUAAACGUGUAUUUUUCCAUAUAUAGACACACCCUAUGUGUUUUAAUAAAAUCAACUAUAUGCAUUGAGCUUGUCUGAUGCUUUAAGCUUACGGUUUGAUGCCUCGAGGGUGCCAGAGAUCUAGAUAACCAGAUAAAAAUAUAAAAAAUACGUAACCUGACCCAACUAUUCUCCUCCUGCUCCUGCUGGCUUUCGCAGAUUCUCCCAUUACUCUCCUGAAGUUGCCGGUAAGAGGCUACGUGAGGAGUCGGCAACCUUUCUCAUGUGGAAAGCCAUUUAUCUUAACAUUUCUACUGAUCUGCGUACCAGUUAUGGUGUUCAUAUGCACAUUUUAGUGAAAGUUUCAUUUAAUUUAUAAUAACGUCUUCAUAUCUCAAAAUCAUUGUCAUGUGGUUAAUCAAAAUUAUAUCCAAAUCUAAAUGAAAAUGAUACAAACAUCGAAAGUAACUUCUAUUGCCAACUAUGUAAAAAUAGCUUACAUAGAGCCAACAAAUAAAAACAUUGCAGGUAGAAAAUAUCCUGAUAAAAAAAAAAAAUCCUAUAAAUCAGAUUGGCUACACAUGGCCUGUCUGCAACGAACUUGAAACAUUGUAUCAAUGGGUCCAGCCGAAGCUUGCUCUAGCGAACUUGCAACAUUGUGUAAAAUAUUCUGGGUCCUCAGUUUCCCGCGCCAGUGAGCUCGGGACAGACACAGCUGUAGGCUAUUUGCGCAAGGGAUAAGAAGCAGUGCUUGACUUGGGCAGGAGCUCACCUGAGCUGAGUACCGGCACCUCAAAUUUUCUGCUGCUUAAGCUCCUGUUCCUCUUACAGAAUAUUAGCUAAAAAGUAUUGUGGAGCUCCUGCACCUAAAUAUAAACAGUACCAGCAUCCAAAAUGAGUACCGGAACCUAUUUCAGUCCAAGUCAAGCACUGAUAAGAAGCCUAUUUUGUCUAGUUUCCACUGGAUCAGAGCAUGAGAUUUUUUCCCUUUCACGCUGAGUGGUUAUCGAAAGGGAGAGAGCUGGAAAGAUUUUUCAAAUACAUUGAGGAGCUAUUGUAAUUCUCAAUGGAUGUAAAAACAGACUUUGUUUGCUUGCUGUUUGAUGUGAAGAAAACAUUACUUUGAGAAGCUCCACAGGUCAUUAGUGGUGGUGCGUUAAGCCAAUCAGAAAUACUAUCAGAUCCCCAAAUGGGCACAUUUAUAUGCCUACAUUUGCUUGCAGGCCAGGUAGCCUAUAGGCCUACUUCAAUGCGUGCGCGUCCUUACUUAACAUUGACAGGAGGAGCGCACCAAACAAAAGACAAAGACUAAAUUGACAACUCGUGAAUGGAAUUAAAUAAACCAAAAGUUGUUUCUCACAAGUAUAGCAUAGGUUGUGCACUCUGCAAACAAUGUGUCCACUCCGACAAUGAGAACAGGAAGACGGGAAUAAUAAUAUUGAAUGCAUUAAAAGAAAUGACUGUAACCAAAGUAACAAACAUUGUAGAUUAGAAAUUAUAGAAAUUAACGGUAAAUGUACUACUGGUGAUAUAUGUCAUGGAGAAUAUACACUAACAAUCAAACGCAAACAAUUCACACAAUGAAGUUAUGAAACAAUGAAUGUGCACAAAUUGGCGGGAGAGCGCAUUCUGGAGAGAAGUGCAUUGUUCAUCUGGGCGCAUGGUCAAUCACAUGUCUGCAUUGGCCAUGCAGUAUUUACUGUGAUAUGGCCUCAGCAGAAGUCAGGGCAUUCAUACUUAUUGCGCUUCGCGGAGCAGUGCAAAGCUGUUGUCAAGGAAGUGAGUUUGUUUAUACAGGAUAUACCGCCCCAACCAAUCAUGUCAAUGCGGAGCAAUACAGAGCCCUCCGCAUUGUUAAAACAUUUGGGAGGCGCAUGGCGAUGCGGUACAGAGCUCGAUUUGGCCUCUGGAGUCUCCGCAAUUGUGUCACACCCUCCAUAUGGAGCCGCCGACCACAUUUUCGAAUCAAGAAUAAAUUGGCUUUUGGUCUAGGCCUCUGCAAUGGAUUAGUUCACUGAGAGGGGAGCAUAUAUACAUUUGUUACUGCUCGACUAAAACAAUCUCUGUCGAACAACAGCCUAACGACCAAAUAAUCGACCAGUCAACUAAUGAUCAUGCUGUUUAAUCAGCUUCUUGAUAUGCCACACCAGUCAGGUGGAUGGAUUAUCUUGGCAAAGGAGAAAUGGUCACUAACAGGGAUGUAAACACAUUUGUGCACCAAAUUUGAGGGAAAUAAGCUUUUUGUGCCUAUGGAACAUUUCUGGGAUCUUUUAUUUCAGCUCAUGAAACAUGGGACCAAUACUUUACAUGUUGCAUUUAUAUUUUAGUUUAGUGAGUGUGUAUAUAGGCUUAACAUUACAUUGUUUAAAAUGGUCAUUCUCCAAUAAUAUUUUGUUGAGCUCAGCUACAUUUUUGGGGGCUCUGUUCCUUAUUGUCUUAUUAUUUUCUCAGUCUUGUUUCAAGUAUUACUCAAGUGAUGACAUCAGCAAGGAUUGUGAUGGCAUGGACGAACAGUGCAGGUACGAUGGGGUGGUUCUCCUAUUUAACAAAUCCUGAAAUGUUAAUAAACAUACAGGUUGUUACAUUAAUCAUUACUUCAAUCUAUUAUAUUUGCUUCUUACAGAUGGUGUGCAGAGGGGGGAAACCUGAUCUGCUGCGACUUUUGCCCCAACGCCUUCUGUAAGAAAUGCAUUUUGCGUAACCUGGGGCGAAAGGAGCUGUCUGGCAUCCUGGAUGAGGAGAGUAAGUGGUACUGCUACGUAUGCAGCCCAGAGCCUCUUCUGGACCUGGUCGUCGCCUGUGACAACGUCCUUGACAACCUGGGGAGUUUGUGGCAAGACCACCGCAAGAGGGGCAGAGGCGAGGGCAAAUCUGGACAUUAUGACUCCCAUCCCAGGCAUUCUCAAAACAUUCCCGUGGGUCAUUGGAACCAUAGUGGCAUGGAUGGUCAUGUGGUGUUCAACUACAACACCCUUCAAAUUCCAGAGGAGAUGGCCAAAAAGGCAAAAAACCUUGUGGACUCUACAAACACUGUAAACACAACUUUCAUGAAGUUCAUUCAAGGUGGAAUGCAGUUAAAGCGACAAUACCUGAAGACUUUCCAGUCAGUACUGAAGGGUCUAAAGAAGUCCCACACAGCUCUGGAGGAAGCCCUUUUGGAGGAGUUCAAUGAGAUGGGUCUGCCAAAUGAUGGGGAAAACCCCACGUUUUAUGACACUGAUGCAAGUCAACAAGCACAAGAGGGUUGCGUGGAAAUGGACAUUGCUGAUAAAAAUUGCCUGCAUUACUUAAAGAAAAUUGCCGCUGAACAUUUGGAAGAGAAUGAUUCAGACUCUAAGGGCUUUACGGACGAUGAAAGGCCUUCAUCCUCAAGUGAAAUGAAAGGUGUCCUUGGCACAGAGAUAAUGCCCCGUCGAGGUAGAGGCAGGCCGCGGAAAAACUCCAAGCCCGGAGAAGAUCCUUCCAACGUGACAAAACAACUGGUGGUGCAACUUACACCUGUCCCUGUUGAAAAAGAGCCACUCUCUGGCCCCCCAGAGUUGGAAGUGGAGUUGGAGGAGGAAAAGGAGUUGGAGGAGGAAGAAAUCAAAGAGAAAGUGGAUGAACGGGAGGGAGACUGUGAAUCUAUUGAACCUGCAACAGAAGAGGAGUAUGAAUCUGCUGAGGAGGGAAGCGAAUCUCUGGUGCUGGAACUGGAAGAGGAACCAGAGAAUAGACGCUCACCUCGGGUAAAGACCACGCCCUUACGCAGGCCAGGUGAGGGCAAGACCAAGCCUACCCCCUCAGGCCCUGACAGCGAGGGUGAGUCAGACCCUGACACCAGCCCCAAUGUUGAAGUGCCUCAAGGAGCUGACGAGGGAGGGCUUGGGAGAGGAAUUGAAGACUCUGACUCCGAUGAGGUCCCUGCUGUCCUUCAGCGGGCGGCCAUGGCUCGCAGUUCAGACGAAGCCGGGAGUGACGAUGGAGACCAUCGGAGCGUGACCAAGAAAUGCCUCUUCGGCCUGAAGAAGAACACGCCCCUCUCUCCAGAAAGAGUGGUCCGCAAACGCAAGGUGCAAGACCGCUCCUCUGACUCCUCCAGUGACGAUCCAGACCUGCAGAAGGAGAUCAAGACUAUGAGCAGGCCCAGGGGGAGGCCUCGGAAGGUUAAGAGAGAUGCUGAACCUACCCCCAGCAAGGAUAGUCCACAACAUAGGCCCCUGGGCAGACCUCGGAAGGUCAAGAAAGAGGAUGAAUCUUCAUCCAGCAAGGAGGGUAGUACCCAGGUAACCAAGCCUAAAAGCACACCUCGGUCCCAGCAGAGAACAAAGCAGACGCCAUCCUCUUCCAGUCAAGAAGAGGGCUACCAGGAUUCUGAAUCUAGCGACGACAGUGGUGACCAGAAGAUCAAGCCCAUCACUGAGGAGGUGGCCUUACUGGGGGCAGCAGCUUUCCACCAGUCGUCUGGUGAGUUGGUCUCUCACUUUCUCUGCAAAGCACUGCAUUUAUGAGCUGUAUUUCAACCCUUUUAAGGUAGCCAUGUAGAUUUCCUCAUUGGCAAAUGUUGAGCUGACCUUCUCUGUUUUUUGUACUCUCACUCUGUAGGCGAUGAAGAGCAGCCCCGGUCUGGGCCUUCUUGGGCAGCAGAAGAUGAUGACGAUCCAGAAAAUAGGUAUGGUUCCGAACGAAUGGACUUAGCGUUUGUAACACACCCUAGGCGCGGGAGAAAGGCCACGCCACGGAGCUCUAAGUCGAGUGCUAAUAAUGGUGACUCAAGACCCCUUCCCAAUCAAUACCGUCUCGUCCAACCCGCAGCUGCAGUAAACCAGCAGCUAUCCCAUACAAUUUCUAGUGUAGAGCACAGAGGUACCGUGUCAAGCACAGGGAGAAACCCCUCCUCAUACCUUGCUAAGGCUGUGUUAUGAAUGAUAGGCCACUUAUGCCACUGUGUUUUCAUUGACCUUUUCUUUAAUUUAAUAUUUCUUUUAAAUUUAAAGUUAAAUGUGAGUUGUCUAUUAGCAGAAUGUGGCAUCAUUUGUCCAUGUCUGUGCAUUUCAAGGUGAUUAAGAGGGGAAAUGCUGGUUAUUGUAUUAGUUUGCACAAAAGCCUGAUGCACUUAUUAAAACAGAUUAAACAAAUUAUUUUAUAUCUCAUAGUUUCUCAUUUGUCAACAAUACUGUAAGUCAUCCUUUCUUCCACAGACAGUAUUCUUUUUAUUUUUUACCAAAUAAAUAACGGUAUACUGUAUAUUAAAACAUAUUUUAAGCCAUGUUAAAGGUAUUGAUUGCAUUAUUUGUAAAUAGUGUGAUUAUACUAUUUUUUUAUAUAUAUAUAUGUUAGGGUGCACUCAUUUGAAUCUGGAUUCUGAUUCUUGAUCUAUGGUUUGAUGGUAGUACAAGUUGCGUUGAGUUUUGCUCCGCAUAAGAACAAGCCAGAAAGCUUAUGUCUAUGUAGAAUUUUUUUUAGCAAAGCACAUCCUAAACUGGUUAAAACUAAUAAAAAAGCGAAUAAACCACACCAGGGUACUGAAUACACAUCUGAACGAAUACACAUCUGAACAUACCCUUAGACUUAAUUUUCAGAUCUGGAUAUAUUUAUCUUUCACUAUACUAGGGGUGAAUUACAUUCCUAUCACUGGGAAUUGGUCAUCAUGGAGUUUGAUGUCAUUUCUGAACUGACUGGGAUUUGGACCCCAACCCUCAUAUUAGACAUCCCCUAAUGGUCAGCUCAUGCUCAGGCAUUCUUUAGGGUGGCAGUAUUGUACAUGACUGCACCCUUGUGGCUGCUGGAUGUUGCCCAUUUCUCUAAGGCAGUGUAAAAGCAUACACGUUACUGCUAGUAUUUGGUAAUUGUGUUGUUGUAUGGUUACUGUAUGGAAGAUUUUUGUCUUGAUAUAUUUGAAGUUCAUGUGCAAAAUGCCAGUGGUGUGGUGGCUGUAUUUAGCGCUGCUAUUCUGACACUGUUGAGUACUAAUACGAUGGGUUGACUAUCCAGUGAUUCUCUGAACAGACUGGAAAACAAUCUAUUCUGCUUGAUUGAAUCUUUAAAAUAUGAUUAUCGCUUCUGACCAGGUUGAGGGCUUAGCAGAGAAAGAGGACUAAACAGCAGUAUACCAAAGACACUGAUUAUAAGACCCUACCUACUGUACUGCAUUUGAUAUACUUUGUUUUGUGCCUUUUUUCACCACAGGCAACAAGCUGCAUUUCUUGUAUGCUUUGUUUGUUAUACUAAUUGCAUAAUCAUAUUUAGAGUAUUUUAAUGUUUGUUUUGCAUGCAAGGCCACAUUUAUUGGCCGUUUACCUACAUUUUAAAUUAUUUAAAAACUGCUAAUUUAAUGCAAUUGCAUUUUACUUUGGAGGAGCUCGAUGCCUUAAGCCUAAAGGCAACAGCUCGGAAAGCUGGUCCUGUAGAAUGGUUGUAAUGUAUUUUAUUCAACCUCAACUUUGUGUCCUCUUGUGACCUCUGAGGUCAGCCUUACAACGUUGCUGUGAGACGAGGAGGCGUGUUGUCUGUAGUGAAGUGUCUUUUUCUUCUUCCAUUUUCUCUCUUCCCAGUUUAAACACUUGUGGUAAGGCCUCAGGCCCAGGCUGUUGCCGGCCGCUGCUGUUUUGAUACUGCCUCAUAUGAGGGGCCCUCAUCAUGUACACGUACUUCUCGCUGAGGGUCGUCCGAGGCUUCGUUCAACUAUUACUAUCUGCCAAAAGGAUUGUUUCUGCAAAACAUAUUCAUGUGUAAAUAGAUGCAUGUAUUUCACAGAAUAUUGAACUUCGUAAAAAGUCCUACAAAACCAUUUUGACCCAGUUGUUUUUUUGUUUUUUCUUUACCCUUCACAAACUAUUUCUUGCAUACCACCUAAAAAAAAAAGUGGUUGGAAGAACUUUUUUUCCAAAUUGAAUUAAUAAUGAUGUUGUCUUUAGCUCUGAGGUGCUGUAUUGUUAAAGGCCUGUUACUUGUAGAGCAUGCGUCAGACCAAGGAUAUGUUCUUACUUUUGUUAUUGACUGAAUUCUGUAAGAGAAACUAUCCGUUGUAAUAAAUGAAUACCCUUUAUAAUGUCUCGUAUGUCUUCAUUAUUCUAUAUAGGACCAGGUUUGUUAAUCUUGGGAGUGAUCAGUCUUAGAUGUUUGUUAUGGAGGGGAGGGGUUGAUUCAAAUGUGCUUAGAAGGCAGUUAGGUUAUCUGGCCUUUGACUCCUCAAUGUGUUGCGUUUUUAAGAUGAAAUUAAGUGAAAUGGUCUUUGACAGAGCAUUUCAGCUCUGUCUAUUUGGUCACAUUAUAACAGAUAUUUACAUCAGUAAAGAAAUACAUUAAAUUGUCGGUUGUUUACAGGUCAGGGACUGCAAAGUACUAGAAUAGCUAAAGUUACAUUAUUUUCAUUAAUUCUAGAAUAAAUGUAUAUCCUGGUGAUAUUGUUAAGUUUAAGGUGAAAUCCUGCGUCUUGAUUGUAAAUUCCUAUCUAAGACAAGUUCCUUUAGAGAAUAAACCUAUUAAGCAGGGCUUGUUGGAUUUGAUGUGAUGAUCAUUAAAAUGAUCCUCCGGUCCCUUUUCCCUCUCUUCCUUGCUUCUGAAAGAAUCGCUAAGAAAAUGCUUUUGGCCCAAAUCAAAGCCAACUACUCAUCGGGGGAGGAUUUCUCUUCAGACGAGGAGUCAUCACAGGAUGAUGAAUCUGACAGGGGAGAGAAGGCACAGGAAGAUGGGAAAGAUGAAAGCUCAGAUGAGAAUGGUAAGUGAUCCCUCCUUAACUCCACUACAAUUUCACAUUUGUUUAUUUUGAGAUUAGUCAUUAGGCUGAAAUACUGUCCUGACAUGACCUGUUUCUUAGUAACUGGGCAUUUUAAAGUAGGCCCAUAUUGUAAUUGUGGUGAUCUAAGACAUCACCCUGUGUCACUGCUUAUUAGUGUACAGGUUUAAUUAACAUUCACUAUAGGAAUAUGAUGUCCUCCUAUAAUACACCAUGUUGUUUCUGCUGCAGGGGAGACCUCCAGUUUGACCUCUGACUCCGAGUCCAGUAAAACUCGUCACAGACACAGUCUGCUACGCCACAAGCUCAGCCUUGACGAUGGAAAUCCAAAUGGUCGGAAAACAGCUAAAGAAAAUGGGAAUGAGCAGAAAGUCAAGAAGUCUAGAAGAACCGAAGGUGUGUGUGGGAUGGGUUCUGUGGAACGACUUUAUGAUUGGAUACCAUCAGUGCCCUAGACUAGUUUUGGAGUUGGUCCUAUUACUCAGUGAACUAAUUCUCUGCUUUCGUCCAUCGCCUCAGGUGAGACAUUGGAUAGCCAGAGUAGUGCUGAUAAUAGCCAAUCAGAGCAGGAAGAGUCUGGUAUGAGUGAAGAGCUGAGCCAAUCAGAGAAUGAGGGCAAUGAACAGAAGCCCAAAAGGUAAGACGUCUCCUUAUUUGUUUUGUCAAUGCUGCUAACCAGGAAGGAAACCUUGUGUUUUCUGUCAUCAUUACAUGUAAUUGUGGUUGCAUUCUUUAUUUAGUGAAAUAUCUUUGUGCUCUUUUGUCUCCUUAGCUCAUCUACCUCUAGAGUCGAGAGGGAAUCAGUCCGUAGUUAUCUACAGAAGAAGCAGCAACCCUCAUAUAUUGUGCUGUCUGACUCCAGUGUCGAUAAGGUAAUCACUAGUGGAUGUCGCCAUCUCAUUUUACCUUUGCAUUGUCAGUUGCCUUUUUAUAUUCUUCUUAAUAACUUCUUGAUGUGCAACUAUUGGAUUUCUGAGAGGUAUGAUGAUUAUUCUGCUAUUCUUGUUUUCUGUUUGUGUAUUAUCAGGUGCUAAAUGUUAAAUUGUAUGUUUUUUUACUGGUAAAAGCGUUGUUGUGCUGGUGAUCUCCUGAUCUAUCUAAACAGAGUGAUGAUGAAGAGAAGGACGGAGAGGAAGGCGACAACAAAGGUACACCUAAGGGCCGCAAGAAGAUCCGCAGGAUCAUUGUAGAUGAGCACCUCCGCUCAGAGACUCAGAGAGCCCUGAAGGAGGAGGAGGAGAGACGCAGACGCCUGGCAGAAAGAGAGCAGAGGGAGGACUUCAGAGAGGUACACUACACACAGCUGACCCUCUCCAUGCACACUCACUGUAGAAACCAUGCUCUCUCAGAAAUAUCAUACUGUUACUCUAUUUUAUUUUAUUUGAAUAAAUUAUAUAUUAUAUCUAUAUAUGGUUUAUAUGAUCAGUUUUGGUCUAAUGGUGGUUUCCUCACAGGUGAUUGUUAUUGAUGACGAGAUGUCUAAAGUGGCAUGUCCCAUCACCACUAAGCUCGUCUUGGAUCAGGAUGAGGGGACCAGGGAGCCACUCAUCCAGGUGCACAGGAACCUGGUGACCAGGCUCAAGCCUCACCAGGUGGAUGGUAAGUCUCGGUUUUUAUUUCAGUUGUACAAAUCCAAUACAUACAAUAAUUAACAUACAGUGGCAAAUACAACAUUGUCCCUUCAAUUUGCUGUAUCUCUUCCUUUUGACAGGUGUCCAGUUUAUCUGGGACUGUUGUUGUGAGUCUGUGAAGAAGGCCAAUUCAACCCCUGGAUCAGGCUGCUUACUGGCCCACUGCAUGGGCCUAGGGAAGACACUGCAGGUAAGACGAAGGGAAGAGAGAACAGAAGGAGUGUUUAGGAUUUUAUUUGGAUCCCCAUUAGCUGUUGCAAAAGCAGCAGCUACUCUUCCUGGGGUCCAAAAAAUAAAUAAAACAUGACAUAAUACAGAACAAUAAUAGACAAGAACAGCUCAAGAACAGCGCAACAUACAUUCAAACUAAAUAGAAAAAUAGAAAAGGACCCUUAGGAAAAACAUAUUACUUUACAUAGACAUAGAAGUUAUUUAGGUCAGCUAGGGGCCUUGUGCUGUAAGAUGUUUUAUUCGUUUUUUAAAAGCUGAUUUUGCGGUUUGCUUUGGUAAUUUGAGAUGGAAGGGCGUUCCAUGUAACUAUAGCUCUGUACAAUACUGUGCAUUGCCUUGAAUUUGUUUUGGACUUGGGGAUUGUGAAGAGACCCCUGGUGAUAUGUCUGGCGGGGUAUGUACAGUGAGGGAAAAAAGUAUUUGAUCCCCUGCUGAUUUUGUACGUUUGCCCACUGACAAAGACAUGAUCAGUCUAUAAUUUUAAUGGUAGGUUUAUUUGAACAGUGAGAGACAGAAUAACAACAAAAAAAUCCAGAAAAACGCAUGUCAAAAAUGUUAUAAAUUGAUUUGCAUUUUAAUGAGGGAAAUAAGUAUUUGACCCCUCUGCAAAACAUGACUUAGUACUUGGUGGCAAAACCCUUGUUGGCAAUCACAGAGGUCAGACGUUUCUUGUAGUUGGCCACCAGGUUUGCACACAUCUCAGGAGGGAUUUUGUCCCACUCCUCUUUGCAGAUCUUCUCCAAGUCAUUAAGGUUUCAAGGCUGACGUUUGGCAACUCAAACCUUCAGCUCCCUCCACAGAUUUUCUAUGGGAUUAAGGUCUGGAGACUGGCUAGGCCACUCCAGGACCUUAAUGUGCUUCUUCUUGAGCCACUCCUUUGUUGCCUUGGCCGUGUGUUUUGGGUCAUUGUCAUGCUGGAAUACCCAUCCACGACCCAUUUUCAAUGCCCUGGCUGAGGGAAGGAGGUUCUCACCCGAGAUUUGACGGUACAUGGCCCCGUCCAUCGUCCCUUUGAUGCAGUGAAGUUGUCCUGUCCCCUUAGCAGAAAAACACCCCCAAAGCAUAAUGUUUCCACCUCCAUGUUUGACGGUGGGGAUGGUGUUCUUGGGGUCAUAGGCAGCAUUCCUCCUCCUCCAAACACGGCGAGUUGAGUUGAUGCCAAAGAGCUCGAUUUUGGUCUCAUCUGACCACAACACUUUCACCCAGUUCUCCUCUGAGUCAUUCAGAUGUUCAUUGGCAAACUUCUUGAGCAGGGGGACCUUGUGGGCGCUGCAGGAUUUCAGUCCUUCACGGCGUAGUGUGUUACCAAUUGUUUUCUUGGUGACUAUGGUCCCAGCUGCCUUGAGAUCAUUGACAAGAUCCUCCUGUGUAGUCCUGGGCUGAUUCCUCACCAUUCUCAUGAUCAUUGCAACUCCACGAGGUGAGAUCUUGCAUGGAGCCCCAGGCCGAGGGAGAUUGACAGUAAUUUUGUGUUUCUUCCAGUUGCGAAUAAUCGCACCAACUGUUGUCACCUUCUCACCAAGCUGUUUGGCGAUGGUCUUGUAGCCCAUUCCAGCCUUGUGUAGGUCUACAAUCUUGUCCCUGACAUCCUUGGAGAUCUCUUUGGUCUUGGCCAUGGUGGAGCGUUUGCAAUCUGAUUGAUUGAUUGAUUGCUUCUGUGGACAGGUAUCUUUUAUACAGGUAACAAACUGAGAUUAAGAGCACUCCCUUUAAGAGUGUGCUCCUAAUCUCAGCUCGUUACCUGUAUAAAAGACACCUGGGAGCCAGAAAUCUUUCUGAUUGAGAGGGGGUCAAAUACUUAUUUCCCUCAUUAAAAUGCAAAUCAAUUUAUAACAUUUUUGACAUGCGUGUUUCAGGAUUUUUGUUGUUGUUAUUCUGUCUCUCACUGUUCAAAUAACCCUACCAUUAAAAUUAUAGACUGAUCAUUUCUUUGUCAGUGGGCAAACAUACAAAAUCAGCAGGGGAUCAAAAACUUUUUUCCCUCACUGUAUGUCUGUCAGAGCUGUGACAGACAUGUUGUCGUAUGCAUGUGUCAUUAACAAAACCGUAUAUUUUAUUAAUAAUACUAGACUUAAUAGAGUUUCUUGCUUAAAUAUUUUUCUCAUUUAGGUGGUGACAUUUCUCCACACGAUGCUGCAGUCAAGGUGCCUGAAGUUCAGGACUGCCCUGGUGGUGUGUCCACUCAACACUAUCCUCAACUGGGUCAACGAGUUUGACAAGUGGCAAGUUGACAUGGGAGCCGACAAAGUCAAGGUAGUCAAGGAGAUUAGAUUUUUUUUCUUUGUAGUUAAAUACAUGCAGAGGUUAUUGAUAUGCAAUGUAUUAGCGAGAAAUAGUAAUGGCGUCUUUUUGUAGGCACUAACUCCGCCAUGGUUUGUUGGACAAAGCCUAUGUAGAAAUAAAUUGGUGUUUUUGGAUAAACACUGAAAAUAAGCUCUGUGGUAAACACAGGCUUAGGAGAUUUUAUAAAUUUGGUUGUAUGAAAUCAGCUAAUUUCACUUUUUGUGAAUGUUGAAGCAUUUGUCAUUUUAAAAAGCACAUAAAUGCUUAAUAAUUCAUAAAGGCCAUGUUAACUGACUGAUAUCUCAUAGAACAAAACUUAGAAAAUCUCCUAAGCUUGUGUUGACCUCAGACCUUAUUUUCGGCAUUUAUCCCAAAACCCUAUUCUCUCCCCAUUCAUUUUCACCGUAGAAAUGGCUGAAUGAACCAAGAGGUAACACAUUUCCGGGUUUUAGGACUACAAGCUGGCGAGCUCUAUAUUCAAAGUAUUUAAUGUUACUUCCAUCUCUUUCAUCUCCCUGUCCCUGGCUCGACCUCUUCAUUUCUCUCACCCUUUCUUUUUCUCUCGGUCUCUAUACACUAACAUACACCUCGUAGGUGACAGAGUUGGCCACACUGAAGCGACCUCAGGAGCGUUAUAUUGCCCUGCAGAGAUGGCAGAAGGAUGGUGGUGUUAUGAUCAUUGGCUAUGAGAUGUACCGCAACCUCACACUAGGCCUCAAAGUCACCCACAGAAAAUUCAAAAAGACCUUUGACAGCGCACUGGUCAAUCCAGGUACAUCCUCUACUAAUUCUAUGCAUGUAGUGUUGAGAGGUAUGCACCAAUUUUUAAGUAGUUUAAUUUAUUGUUUAUUUAUUGUGUAGAAACUCUAAUACACUCCACUACAUUUGUUGUACUCCAGGUCCAGACUUUGUGAUCUGCGACGAGGGGCACAUCCUUAAGAACGAGGCUUCCAACAUCUCCAAAGCUAUGAGUGCCAUUAAGACCAAACGGAGAGUGGUGCUGACAGGCACUCCACUGCAGAACAACCUCAAUGAGUGUAAGGAGGCCUGCUUCAGUUUGAGUGCAGCCUAUGACAACCUUUCCAUUUAAAACUGUACUCUGUGACCAGUAUGCCAACGUCUGGAGAAGUUAAUUCAUAUUUCAGUUUUAUUAUAUCUCAAAACUGAUUUUAGGAGAACAUAACAAACUUGCAUGAUAAUUUCCUUGUUAAUGUUCAAGUGUAGUCAUAUCUUAUAUAUUUUGGUUCUCUCAGACCACUGCAUGGUGAACUUCAUCAAGGAGAACCUUCUGGGCUCAAUCAAGGAGUUCCGGAAUCGCUUUAUCAACCCCAUUCAGAAUGGCCAGUGUGCAGACUCCACCCCCAGAGACGUCCGCAUCAUGAAGAAUCGCGCCCAUGUCCUUCAUGAAAUGUUGGCGGGAUGUGUACAGGUGAGACAGCUCAAUUACUAGGAGUGUACGGCACUUUCAUUUGUAGUUUAUCAGAACCACUGACUACUUUUUGCAAGUAUUUGUUGUAUGUUCUUUGUCAGUCUCCAGUGGAAACACUUAUUGUGUUUUUCCUCUCUCUCAGAGAAGAGACUACUCAGCCUUGACCAAGUUCCUGCCUCCUAAACAUGAGUAUGUUAUGGCGGUGAGGGUGACCCCCCUCCAGUACAGACUGUAUCGCUACUACCUGGACAACUUCACUGGUAAGAACCUCCAUCCAUAGCCAGUUAGCUCAGAAAGCUCUGUAAUGAAAUGUGUAUGAGAUUUGGAGACAUUUUGGCAUUUACUGAGAACAUAUGGAGAAAAAAGCUGAAUGUGUGUGUAGGAGCAGGAUCCGUAGUUGAGGGAGCCAGGGGCAAGGCCGGAACCAGCCUCUUUAAGGACUUCCAGAUACUCAGCCGAAUCUGGACGCAUCCCUGGUGUCUGCAGCUCAACUAUAUCAGUAAAGAAAAUAAGGUAAAGACCCAUCAGAUGCGGGUUUGAACAAAAGUACUAUUUUCUCAUCACCAGACAGAUCCUGAUGCAUCAGUCAAACUGUCACCAACCGAGAUUCUCUUUGUUUUCAGGGCCAUUUUGAUGGAAAGCACCAGGGGAAAGCUGAGAGGUGUGUAGAAAUACUACUCACAGUUUGCUGCACGCACAAAAUAAAUAUUAGACUGCGAGGCUCUUGAUCCAGGAGGGGAUUCUCUGCUGUUACCAAGUGAAGCUUGAUUUUGGAAGAAGCUAACCACUUAUCUAGAUAGCUAACUAGCUACUAAAUUAGCAAAUCAAAUGCACAACUGCAGAGCAUUAGCACAUUUUUGACAGUUAACUUAUUUGUUAUAAGAUAUCUAGCUGGCAAACAUUAGUUAUGAAUUACAUACUGUAACUAGAUCACCUGCCACUUGCUGCACAACAGUGAGUGACUCAAGGCUCCGGUCUCUUGACUGGGAACUACUAUGUGACUGGGAACUACUGGUAAGCUUCAUAAUGAAAAAUUAUGUGACUGGUGAAAUGAAGAACGCGGUUUUCUUUAGCUCCUAAUGUAUUGCGCAAGUUGACUGCAGGUAUUUACUUAAAAAGUAUGAAAAUGUAUGCACUCACUUAACUGUAAGUUGCUCUGGAUAAGAGCGUCUGCUAAAUGACUAAAAUGUAAAUGUAAAAAGUAGCUACAAAUAUUAUUAUUAUUUUAUACUUUUAAGAAACAGUUUGAAUGGUAUUGACAGUAUUGGAAAAACCAUCCUGUGGCUAUUUCCAAAUACCCCUGUAUACGGUAUACAGUGAGGGGAAAAAAGUAUUUGAUCCCCUGCUGAUUUUGUAAGUUUGCCCACUGACAAAGAAAUUCAGUCUAUAAUUUUAAUGGUAGGUUUAUUUGAACAGUGAGAGACAGAAUAACAACAACAAAAAUCCAGAAAAAUGCAUGUCAAAAAUGUUAUAAAUUGAUUUACGUUUUAAUGAGGGAAAUAAGUAUUUGACCCCUCUGCAAAACAUGACUUAGUACUUGGUGGCAAAACCCUUGUUGGCAAUCACAGAGGUCAGACGUUUCUUGUAGUUGGCCACCAGUUUUGCACACAUCUCAGGAGGGAUUUUGUCCCACUCCUCUUCGCAAAUCUUCUCCAAAUCAUUAAGGUUUUGAGGCUGACGUUUGGCAACUCGAACCUUCAGCUCCCUCCACAGAUUUUCUAUGGGAUUAAAGUCUGGAGACUGGCUAGGCCACUCCAGGACCUUAAUGUGCUUCUUCUUGAGCCACUCAUUUGUUGCCUUGGCCCUGUGUUUUGUUUCAUUGUCAUGCUGGAAUACCCAUCCACAACCCAUUUUCAAUGCCCUGGCUGAGGGAAGGAGGUUCUCACCCAAGAUUUGACGGUACAUGGCCCCGUCCAUCGUCCCUUUGAUGCGGUGAAGUUGUCCUGUCCCCUUAGCAGAAAAACACCCCCAAAGCAUAAUGUUUCCACCUCCAUGUUUGACGGUGGGGAUGGUGUUCAUGUUCAUUGGCAAACUUCAGACGGGCCUGUAUAUGUGCUUUCUUGAGCAGGGGGACCUUGCGGGCGCUGAAGGAUUUCAGUCCUUCACGGCGUAGUGUGUUACCAAUUGUUUUCUUGGUGACUAUGGUCCCAGCUGCCUUGAGAUCAUUGACAAGAUCCUCCCGUGUAGUUCUGGGCUGAUUCCUCACCGUUCUCAUGAUCAUUGCAAUUCCACGAGGUGAGAUCUUGCAUGGAGCCCCAGGCCGAGGGAGAUUGACAGUUAUUUUGUGUUUCUUCCAUUUGCGAAUAAUCGCACCAACUGUUGUCACCUUCUCACCAAGCUGUUUGGCGAUGGUCUUGUAGCCCAUUCCAGCCUUGUGUAUCGUUUGGAAUCUGAUUGAUUGAUUGCUUUUGUGGACAGGUGUCUUUUUAUACAGGUAACAAGCUGAGAUUAGGAGCACUCCCUUUAAGAGUGUGCUCCUAAUCUCAUCUCGUUACCUGUAUAAAAGACACCUGGGAGCCAGAAAUCUUUCUGAUUGAGAGGGGGUCAAAUACUUAUUUCCCUCAUUAAAAUGCAAAUCAAUUUAUAAAAUUUUUGACAUGUGUGUUUCUGGAUUUUUUUGUUGUUAUUCUGUCUCUCGCUGUUCAAAUAAACCUACCAUUAAAAUUAUAGACUGAUCAUUUCUUUGUCAGUGGGAAAACGUACAAAAUCAGCAGUGAAUCAAAAACUUUUUUCCCUCACUGUAUAUGGUAUACCGCCCAAGCCUACACUUAAGCAGUCCACAAAGUUAAUGCGUGUCCCAUGUGCGCUUGGUGGAGUCCGAUUUAUUUGUAUUUAUUUUUUGCAACGCGCACCUUUUGGUAACAUGAUACCUCGCCUGUCCAUUCGUUUCUAGACUCCCAAAAAGCAAACUUCACAAGGAGGCGAUAGCAGAGGUUUUCUUUUUGUUGUCUGCCCAUUUGUGGUAAAGGAAAAAAUUAUCACAUUGACAACAACAUCAUCACCACUGCAAGCAAAUUUGAAAGAAAACCAACUGCAUAUUUAAAUAAUAGCUACAUAUAAUGAAAGUUUAGGUUUGUUUUACAUUACGUCAUGUUGUGCCUUCCAGUAGACUGUAGGCUACACUGCUAGCAUCUUGCUAGCUACACUACAUGACCAAAAGUAUGUGGACACCUGCUCGUCGAACAUCUUGUUCCAAAAUCAUGUGCAUUAAUAUGGAGUUGGUCCCCCCUUUGCUGCUAUAACAGCUUCCACUCUUCUGGGAAGAUGUUGGAACAUUGCUGCGGGGACUUGCUUCCAUUCAGCCACAAGCAUUAAUGAGGUCGGGCACUGAUGUUGGGCGAUUAGGCCUAGCUCGCAGUCGGCGUUCCAUUUCAUCCCAAAGGUGUUCGAUGGGGUUGAGGUCAGGGCUCUGUGCAGGCCAGUCAUAGUUCUUCCACACCGAUCUCGAUUAACCAUUUCUGUAUGGACCUCGCUUUGUGCAUGGGGGCAUUGUCAUGCUGAAACAGGAAAGGGCCUUCCCCAAACUGUUGCCACAAGUUGGAAGCACAGAAUUGUCUAGAAUAUCAUUGUAUGAUGUAGCGUUAAGAUUUCCCUUCACUGGAACUAAGGGGCCUAGCCCGAACCAUGAAAAACAGCCCCAGACUAUUAUUCCUCCACUAAACUUUACAGUUGGCACUAUGCAUUGGGGCAGGUAGCGUUCUCCUGGCAUCCGCCAAACCCAGAUUUGUCCGUCGGACUGCCAGAUGGUGAAACGUGAUUCAUCACUCCAGAGAACGCAUUUCCACUGCUCCAGAGUCCAAUGGCGGCGAGCUUUACACCACUCCAGCUUGGCAUUGCGCAUGGUGAUCUUAGGCUUGUGUGCGGCUGCUCGGCCAUGGAAACCCAUUUCAUGUAGCUCCCGACAAACAGUUAUUGUGCUGACGUUGCUUCCAGAGGCAGUUUGGAACUCGGUAGUGAGUGUUGCAACCGAGGACAGAUGAUUUUUACGCGCUUCAGCACUCGGCAGUCCUGUUCUGUGAGCUUGUGUGGCCUAUCACUUCGCGACUGAGCCGUUGUUGCUCCUAGACUUUUCCACUUCACAAUAACAGCACUUACAGUUGAACGGGCAGCUCUAGCAGUGCAGAAAUUUGACGAACUGACUUGUUGGAAAGGUGGCAUCCUAUGACGGUGCCACGUUGAAAGUCACUGAGCAUUAAGGCCAUUCUACUGCCAAUAUUUGUCUAUGGAGAUUGCAUGGCUGUGUGCUCGAUUUUAUACACCUGUCAGCGAUGGGUGUGGCUGAAGUAGCUGAAUCCACAAAUUUGAAGGGGUGUCCACACACUUUGUAUAUAUAUAGUGUAUCUGGCUAAAAACAGCAAGCAAGCUAGCCUUUUAGCUUCCCACAUCGUAGCCAUGUGAAAUUAUCUGAUUUAUAAAUAAUAUGCCCUGGCAUAUACAGUGGGGAAAAAAAGUAUUUAGUCAGCCACCAAUUGUGCAAGUUCUCCCACUUAAAAAGAUGAGAGAGGCCUGUAAUUUUCAUCAUAGGUACACGUCAACUAUGACAGACAAAUGAGAAAAAAAAUCCAGAAAAUCACAUUGUAGGAUUUUUAAUGAAUUUAUUUGCAAAUUAUGGUGGAAAAUAAGUAUUUGGUCAAUAACAAAAGUUUCUCAAUACUUUGUUAUAUACCCUUUGUUGGCAAUGACACAGGUCAAAUGUUUUCUGUAAGUCUUCACAAGGUUUUCACACACUGUUGCUGGUAUUUUGGCCCAUUCCUCCAUGCAGAUCUCCUCUAGAGCAGUGAUGUUUUGGGGCUGUCGCUGGGCAACACGGACUUUCAACUCCCUCCAAAGAUUUUCUAUGGGGUUAAGAUCUGGAGACUGGCUAGGCCACACCAGGACCUUGAAAUGCUUCUCACGAAGCCACUCCUUCGUUGCCCGGGCGGUGUGUUUGGGAUCAUUGUCAUGCUGAAAGACCCAGCCACGUUUCAUCUUCAAUGCCCUUGCUGAUGGAAGGAGGUUUUCACUCAAAAUCUCACGAUACAUGGCCCCAUUCAUUCUUUCCUUUACACGGAUCAGUCAUCCUGGUCCCUUUGCAGAAAAACAGCCCCAAAGCAUGAUGUUUCCACCCCCAUGCUUCACAGUAGGUAUGGUGUUCUUUGGAUGCAACUCAGCAUUCUUUGUCCUCCAAACACGACGAGUUGAGUUUUUACCAAAAAGUUAUAUUUUGGUUUCAUCUGACCAGAUGACAUUCUCCCAAUUCUCUUCUGGAUCAUCCAAAUGCACUCUAGCAAACUUCAGACGGGCCUGGACAUGUACUGGCUUAAGCAGGGGGACACGUCUUGCACUGCAGGAUUUGAGUCCCUGGCGGCGUAGUGUGUUACUGAUGGUAGGCUUUGUUACUUUGGUCCCAGCUCUCUGCAUGUCAUUCACUAGGUCCCCCCGUGUGGUUCUGGGAUUUUUACUCACCGUUCUUGUGAUAAUUUUGACCCCACGGGGUGAGAUCUUGCGUGGAGCCCCAGAUCGAGGGAGAUUAUCAGUGGUCUUGUAUGUCUUCCAUUUCCUAAUAAUAGCUCCCACAGUUGAUUUCUUCAAACCAAGCUGCUUACCUAUUGCAGAUUCAGUCUUCCCAGCCUGGUGCAGGUCUACAAUUUUGUUUCUGGUGUCCUUUGACAGCUCUUUGGUCUUGGCCAUAGUGGAGUUUGGAGUGUGACUGUUUGAGGUUGUGGACAGGUGUCUUUUAUACUGAUAACAAGUUCAAACAGGUGCCAUUAAUACAGGUAACGAGUGGAGGACAGAGGAGCCUCUUAAAGAAGAAGUUACAGGUCUGUGAGAGCCAGAAAUCUUGCUUGUUUGUAGGUGACCAAAUACUUAUUUUCCACCAUAAUUUGCAAAUAAAUUCAUAAAAAAUCCUACAAUGUGAUUUUCUGGAGAAAAAAAAUCUCAAUUUGUCUGUCAUAGUUGACGUGUACCUAUGAUGAAAAUUACAGGCCUCUCUCAUCUUUUUAAGUGGGAGAACUUGCACAAUUGGUGGCUGACUAAAUACUUUUUUCCCCACUGUACUUGCCAGUGUAAUUUACAACAUUAUCUCAGUUUGAUAUGCAGCUUGAAUGUAUUGGCUCCCUUAUCAGAUAAACAUAGAAUGUAAUUUUUCCUCAUGGAGAAAAUAGGCACAUGGCUACAACUGUUUUCACUGUUUCAAAAUAGCCUACAAUCACAUAGGUAUUACUUCCAAACAAAAUACAUUUUGGGGGGGAUUCUAAUAAGGCUACAACGUUUGGUUUAUUGUUUGAACAGUCGCUGAGAUUAUUUUUUGGUUAUCAUUGCAAAAUGGGCAGUUUAUUAUUUAAAUGUUUUUAUGCAUAGCCUAUAGAUCAGCUCAGGAACCAAGCAAGUUGGUUCAGCGUCAUUAUCUACACAACACUGCCACCACUGCAACGUAAGGAAUAAUACGUUGCGUUUCAAAAUGUGAGUAUCGCAAAUGUGCAUAGCAAGCAACGUAGGUGGGCAGGACUACGUACUACAAGGAGCCGUUCAUUUUGUGACGAAAAACAGCAUUCACUUACCGCGUUGCGCAGUGAUUGCGUUAACUGCGUAGCGUCUGCCGAGUGCUUUAACUGCUACCACAGUGUGAUGCUUGAAGUAGGUUAUCUAUCGCCAUCAAAAGGUAAUCUCAUGCAAAUAAUAGAUUGUUGCCUUUCAUACUUUCCUUUGUCCCACUCAGUAAAGAGAAGGAGAACAAGGGACAAUUGCGGAAUGCUGAUGAAAAAAGCAAUGAUGUGGAUGUGAUCCUGGUGUGGAACAGCACAUCAAAGGGUGUCAAUGUGGAAGGAGACCAGCGAGCAGGUCCACUGGUUCCAGUGGUAGAAGGUAGUAGUCUUUUAAAUUACAUUUUACAUUACCUUCUUGUGUUACAAUUGAACAUUUAAAAUUAUUGAAAUGAUGAAUUCAUUAAUAUAAGGUGAUCUUAUUCAUAUGAGGUCAGUGGUGAUAUUGUAUGCUCUGUGUUCAGCGGUGAGAGCGUCCACCAGUUUCAGGCCUGACAGUCCGGCUGCAGACUGGUACAAGGAUAUGCUGAGUGACUCUGAUGCCACCAUCCUGGGACACUCAGGGAAGAUGGUGCUGCUGUUUGAGAUUCUCGGAAUGGCAGAGGAACUGGACGACAAACUGUAAGUGUGCUUGAGAAAUGCAUUCAGGCACCAUGGAGAUAUUUAAAAAAAAUAACGAUCAAGUUUGCCAGAAGUUUACAGAGCGUCUUCGUCAAUUUCUGUUUGAAUUUUUGUUUGUAUAUUCACAGGUUGGUAUUCAGUCAAUCCUUGAUCUCAUUAGACAUGAUUGAAGAUUUCUUGGACCUCGCUAACAAAGCCAAAAACAACGGACAAUCAUCCCUAUACAAAGGUACCAUUCCCAUUGGCUGUUCAAAUAUUCAAACAUAUGUUAUAGUGUUAGAAAACAAUUGUUUUCUUCAGAGAGUCUAUAAUUGUGUUAUAAUUUAUAUGUUUCUUUUUCCAAACUGUAGGUGAUGGCAGCUGGAUCAGAAACACUGACUAUUACCGUAUUGAUGGGUCCACCAGCGCCACAUCCAGGAAGAAAUGGGCUGAAGAGUUCAAUGAUGCCACCAAUGAGCGGUACGUCUUUGUCUGACUGAUGUACUAUUCUACAUCUCAAAUUUCACUGUGCCAAACCUCAACACAGUAUUUAGCGUAACACUUUACUUAGUAUUGUAUUAUUAUUCAUGACAAGGCAUCAGUAAUUGUAGACGUAGUGUAAUUUCUUGAGAUGGUCUGUUUAAGAUUCUACUCACACUCACUCCUUUGAUUUCAUUUCUUACCCCUUUACUUUCAGAGGUCGUCUGUUUCUCAUCUCGACAAGAGCUGGGUCCCUUGGGAUUAAUCUGGUAGCAGCUAACAGGGUCAUAAUUUUUGACGCUUCAUGGAACCCCUCCUAUGACAUCCAGAGCAUCUUCAGGGUGUACCGUUUUGGACAGCUAAAGGCCGUGUUUGUCUACCGCUUCUUGGCUCAGGUAAUCACAUCUCCUAUGCACUCUAUCUCCUGUAAUAUGAUUGUGGGACACAUUUUGUGUUUAUUACAUAUACAGUAAAAUCUGAAAUUGUUGAUAAGAUUAGCCAAAAAUACUAUAAAAUAAAUACAAAUACUGAGCUAUAUUGUAUGCAAAAAAAUAAACAAAUUGGUACGAGAUUUUGUUAAACGAGUAAAAAAUUAAAAAUGGGUGUCCAAAUUAUUGGCACCCCUAACGAUUCUUAUAAAUAUAAUCAAACAAUGUGAUCUGCAUUAACAUUCUACUUUUUAAAGUUAAAGGCCAGGCACCACACCCUAAUAGGGGAUUUUCCCCCAUUAAUCAUAUCACAAUCAACUUUUACCAGUUGAAUAUAGAUACGCAUAAUACGUUUUGGUUAUUAAAAUGUUUCUGAAAUAUUGUAUCGGAAUAUGCAAAUUAGGUAAUAUUUCAUUAAAUAUUCACAUUUUACAUAUCCCGCAACAAAAAAAAUUGGUUCACUGGAUUAAGUCAGCGUAAAUAUUUAGGUAAAAUGGUCCUGAAACCUUCAUACAGACAUAAAGGGGAAACAAUAGUAUCGAUUUAAUGUACAAAAACCACCACUUUUUGAGUUACGAGGUUUGCAUCUGACAGUGCCUAUUUGCAUAUCCCGCAAAUCCAUUUUUCGGGACACUGGAUUAAGUCUGUGUAAAUAUUAGGACCGGACUUACUCAGAGCAGAUUGUGGAUAAAUACUUUUUUCAUCUUUCUAUCUGUAAAAUACUAAAGACAUAAAAUGAAUUUUGGUAUAUUUUUCGAAAGAAAAUGUAUUUUUGUUUUUAUAUAUUUAUUUUUUAUUUCAUUUAUUAUUAUUUUUUUUUGGGGGGGAAGGAUCAGCUUAAUAUUGCAGAUAGAUUGUAUCUUCUAUCAAUGUAAUUGUCUGCAUCACUUCCAAUCCCCCAUAUUUUUUUUAUUUUUUAUAUAUAUAUAUUCCCCUUUAUUACUUUUCAACCCCACCAUCCUUUCCCUACUUGGAGUAAAUUAGUGAACAACAACGCCCAGGCCUCUACUUCCGGUCCAUACUCACUAUCUACACCUUAUGGACAGAGUUAAUUUUACAAUAAUUCUAUAUCUAUAUAUAUAUAUAUAUAUAUAUACAUACAUACAUACACACACACACAUAUAUACAUAUAUAUAUAUAUAUAUAAUAUAUAUAUAGUAUAUAAUAUAAUAUAUAUAUAUAGAUGAUAAUACACAUAUAUAGAUAUACACAUAUAUAUGAUAGUAUAUAGAAUAGAUAUAUAGGAGUAUAUAUGAUAUUAAUUAUAUAUCAUCUAUAUAUAUAUAUAACAAUAUAUACUAUAAUAUAAUAUAUAUAAUAUAUAUAUUAAUAUCACAUAUAUAUUAUAUAUAUAUAUAUAUAUAUAUUACACAUAUAUACACAUAUACAUAUACACAUCUAUUUUUUUUUUUCUCCUGAACUUCUUCUACUCUCAACCUCUCGAUCAUCUUCAUGAUGUCCAUCCGGUUUGCCUCUAAAUGCCAUAUCUUUCUAACUGUGCUCCUUCCAAAAGCUCCCAACAUACAACUAUAUACUUAUUAUGGACACAGUAUGCUUACAUUAUUAGCUAUCUUUGUUAUUAUUUGUUGUUAUUUGUUAUUAGUCCCAUCCUUCAACUCUAUCAAUACCUCCCAUCUAUCUCUUAACACCAUCCAUAUAGGAUUUCUAUUUGCCAUAUAUAUUUCAACCAUACUGUGAUGUUUUACAAAAGUUCUGAACCUUUCUAUUCUCAUUGCUUCUACAGAUUGUGAAUUAAAAAUAAACAUUUUUGCUAAAAGUAUUAUUAUAUUAUUGAUUGAUUGACUAUGACUUUUCAGAUCACCCAGUAAUGCUAUCUGCAAGGUUAGUUCCAGGUAAAUAUUGCAAUCCUUUAGCAUUCCUGGACCUGUGUCCAAAAACAAGCUACAAAUGGACAGAACCAAAACAAAUGAUCUAAUGAUUCUAUCUCUUCACAGCAAAAUCUGCAGAGCUGGGAAGAUUGUAUCCCCCAUAUAAAUAACAUUCUAUUGGUAGCAAGAAUUUUAUAUAAUAAUUUAAAUUGAAAGAUUCAAAUUUUUGAAUCCGGUGUCGUUUUGCGUGUCAGUUCAUAAACACUAUGCCAUGGGAUCGGUACGUCAAAGAUCUCUUCCCAACUAUUUUGCAAUCUAUAUGGGACUGCUGUCAAUCCUUUGGUCCUUAAGUGAAACUGAUAUACUUUUUUAUUUAUCACAGUUUUCCUUAACCAAUUAUGUUCUUUAAUGCAAGGCCGACAGACAAGGUCCUUACUUUCUCCCCCUUCAACUUUCCUCUUCCACUUUUGCGGUAUGGCUGCAAUUAUUUGGUUGUAAUUUUGGGUAGAGCAGACAUUUCCAUAUGUUUUUAUUAGCUGCAUGUGCGACAUAACUCCACCAGUCCUACCGAUGAUAUCAUUUACGAAGAUUAUACCUUUUUUAAACAUUCUGUCAAUAAAUAUAGGUUUUUUGUCAAUUAGUAUAUUUGAAUUUAACCACAAUAUUUGUUGCAUUAUUUGUUCUGUCGUUUCUGGAGGAUUAAAUUGAAAUUGUAACCAACUUUCUAUGGCUUGUUUUAGAAAUAGUGACAUUUGGGAGAUUAUUUCCUUUUCAAAUAACUGAAAGUGAGAGGUUGUAAUCUGAAUAAAGGGAAAAAGGCCUUUCUUGAACAGUGGGUGAGACAAUCUUACUAAUUUGCUUGAGAACCAGUUCGGAUUUAAGUAUAACUUUUGGAUGACUGAAGAUUUUAGUGAUAGGUCUAAUGCUUUAAUAUUUAAUAAUUUCUGUCCUCCGAAUUUCAUUCGAAAGAAAAUGUUACCUAGAAUAACAAAUUGACAACAUAUCAACAAUUCCCUCUGGGAAAGUCUCGAAUAUAUCCAAGGAUAAAUCUGGUGAAUAUAGAUGCUUCUGAAGCUGAGGAAAAUGAGUCUGACUUUCGGUAAAUGGCAGUUAAAGACAAGUACACUGAAUUUAGACUACCAAACAUCUAUUUAGACCCAAUCACCAUCUCUUCAAAGUACGUUACUACAUAUGGUCCAGUUUGUUACAUUCUCUAUGAAAUUGUCUUUUAAAUUGUGUAAUUCAGUGAAGUGAGCUUUGAAAUUUUGGAUGAAGGCAAUGUCGAUUUUCAAGUGGUUAAACUAAAUGAAGUUUCUAUGACGGUAGUAUGAUAAACUACAAGAAAAUAUAAAUUUUCAUUAAGAUUUUGACAUUUGUAUGUUUUUACUUUUUGAAAAUACUAAUAUUAGUGGACCAAAAUACCAACAAAUCUAAAAAUGGAUAGGUAGAUGCAAAAUGUCAUUUCAGCCUGUGGUGCCUGGCAUUAAGGAAAUGUAUUUUGGCCUUUCAUGGCUUCCUGUUUCACUGGGGUAUAAAAAUGAGGUAACAUGCAUGUUGUUAGGUUCUGAACAAACAGAGUAAAAACUAAGCUCAAACCAAGUUUAUUCACCCACUGGGUCAUACAGCUGCAAAGACAAAGCAUGAUUACACAAGCACAUACAGUUGAAGUCGGAAGUUUACAUACACCUUAGCCAAAUACAUUUAAACUCAGUUUUUCACAAUUCCUGACAUUUAAUCCUAGUAAAAAUUUCCUGUUUUAGGUCAGUUAGGAUCACCACUUUAUUUUAAAUGUGAAAUGUCAUAAUAAUAGUAGAGAGUGAUUUAUUUCAGCUUUUAUUUCUUUCAUCACAUUCCCAGUGGGUCAGAAGUUUACAUACACUCAAUUAGUAUUUGGUAGCAUUGCCUUUAAAUUGUUUAACUUGGGUCAAACGUUUCGGGUAGCCUUCCACAAGCUUCCCACAAUAAGUUGGGUGAAUUGUGGCCCAUUCCUCCUCACAGAGCUGGUGUAACUGAGUCAGGUUUGUAAGCCUCCUUGCUCGCACACGCUUUUUCAGUUCUGCCCACACAUUUCCUAUAGGAUUGAGGUCAGGGCUUUGUGAUGGCCACUCCAAUACCUUGACUUUGUUGUCCUUAAGCCAUUUUGCCACAACAUUGGAAGUAUGCUUGGGGUUAUUGUCCAUUUGGAAGACCCAUUUGCGACCAAGCUUUAACUUCCUGACUGAUGUCUUGAGAUGUUGCUUCAAUAUAUCCACAUAAUUUUCCUUCCUCAUGAUGCCAUCUAUUUUGUGAAGUGCACCAGUCCCCCCUGCAGCAAAGCACAAUGAACAUUUUUUCUGAGGUCUUGGCUGAUUUCUUUUGAUUUUCCCAUGAUGUCAAGCAAAGAGGCACUGAGUUUGAAGCUAGGCCUUGAAAUACAUCCACAGGUACACCUUCAAUUGACUCAAAUGAUGUCAAUUAGCCUAUCAGAAGCUUCUAAAGCCAUGACAUAAUUUUCUGGAAUUUUCCAAGCUGUUUAAAGGCACAGUCAACUUAGUGUAUGUAAACUUCUGACCCACUGGAAUUGUGAUACAGUGAAGUAUAAUUGAAAUAAUCUGUCUGUAAACAAUUGUUGGAAAAAUUACUUGUCAUGCACAAAGUAGAUGUCCUAACCGACUUGCCAAAACGAUAGUUUGUUAACAAAAAAUGUAUGGAGUGGUUAAAAAACAAGUUUUAAUGACUCCAACCUAAGUGUAUGUAAACUUCCGACUUCAACUGUAUAUUUAUAACCUCCUACUAGGAAGGGUCAACUCCUUACACAUCUAGACAGCCAAUACAUCUCUGUUGCUAGGCAGGAACUUAAUUGCUUCCUCUCACUGGUGUAGUCAUGGCCCUGCCUGAUGCUAGAACCUUUGUGGGCGUGGAAGUGUACAGUGCAUUCAGAAAAUAUUCAGACCCCUUCACUUUCUCCACAUUUUGUUAUGUUAUAGCCUUAUUCUAAAAUGGAUUAAAUAGUCCCCCCCCCCCCUCAUCAAUCUACACACCAUACCCCAUAAUGACAAAGCAAAAACAGGUUUUUAGAAAAUUGCAAAGAAAAAGCCAUAUGUCAGACUGGCCAAUAAAAAGAAAAGAUGGGCAGUCUGAGAUAUGGCUUUUUCUUUGCAACUCUUCCUAGAAGGUCAGCAUCCCGGAGUCGCCACUUCACUGUUGAGGUUGAGACUGGUGUUUUGCGGGUACUAUUUAAUGAAGCUGCCAGUUGAGGAUCUGUGAGGCGCCUGUUUCUCAAACUAGACACUAAUGUAUUUGUCCUCUUGCUCAGUUGUGCACCGGGGCCUCCCACUCCUCUUUUUAUUCUGGUUAGAGCGAGUUUGCGCUGUUCUGUGAAGGGAGUAGUACACAGCGUUGUACGAGAUCUUCAGUUUCUUGGCAAUUUCUCGCAUGGAAUAGCCUUCAUUUCUCAGAACAAGAAUAGACUGACGAGUUUCAGAAGAAAGUUCUUUGUUUCUGGCCAUUUUGAGCCUGUAAUCGAACCCACAAUUGCUGAUGCUCCAGAUACUCAACUAGUCUCAAGAAGGCCAGUCUUAUUGCUUCUUUAAUCAGCACAACAGUUUUCAGCUGUGCUAACAUAAUUGUAAAAUGGUUUUCUAAUGAUCAAUUAGCCUUUUAAAAUGAUAAACUUGGAUUAGCAAACACAAUAUGCCAUUGGAACACAGGACUGAUGGUUGCUGAUAAUGGGCCUCUGUACGCCUAUGUAGAUAUUCCAUAAAAAAUCAGCCGUUUCCAGCUACAAUAGCCAUUUACAACAUUAACAAUGUCUACACUGUAUUUCUGAUCAAUUUGAUGUUAUUUUAAUGGACAAAAAAAUUGCUUUUCUUUCGAAAACAAGGACAUUUUUAAGUGACCCCAAACUUUUGAACUGUAGUGUAAGUAUUCAGACCCUUUAUUCAGUACAGUGUUGAGACACCUUUGGCAGCGAUUACAGCCUCGAGACUUCUUUGGUAUGACGCUACAAGCUUGGCACACCUGUAUUUGGGGAGUUUCUCCUGUUCUUAUUUGCCGAUCCUCUACCGCUGCACGGCUAUGUUUGAUCUGGUUCAAGUCCCGGCUCUGGCUGGGCCACUCAAGGACAUUGAGACUUGUCACGAAGCCACUCCUGCGUUGUCUUGGCUGUGUGGUUAGGGUCGUGGUCCUGUUGGAAGGUGAACCUUCGCCCCAGUCUGAGGUCCUGAGCGCUCUGGAGCAGGUUUUCAUCAAGGAUCUCUCUGCACUUUGCUCCAUUCAUCUUUCCCUCAAUCCUGGCUAGUGUCCCAGUCCCUGCCGCUGAAAAACAUCCCCACAGCAUGAUGCUGCCACCACCAUGCUUCACCGUAGGGAUGGUGCCAGGUUUCCCCCAGAUGUGACGCUUGGCAUUCAGGCCAAAAAGUUCAAUAUUGGUUUCAUCAGACCAGAGAAUGUUGUUUCUCAUGGUCUGAGAGUCUUUAGGUGCCUUUUGGCAGAUUCCAAGCGGGCUGUCAUGCUUUUUACUGAAGAAUGGCUUCCUUCUGGCCACUCUACCAUAAAGGCUGAUUGGUGCAGUGCAGCAGAGAUGGUUGUCUUUCUGGAAGGUUCUGCCAUCUCCACAGAGGAACUCUGGAGCUCUGUCAGUAAACCAUCGGGUUCUUGGUCACCUCCCUGACCAAGGCCCUUCUCCCCGAUUGCUCAGUUUGGCCGGGCGGCCAGCGCUAGGAAGAGUCUUGGUGGUUCCAAACUUCUUCCAUUUAAGAAUGAUGGAGGCCACUGUGUUCUUGGCGACCUUCAAUGCUGCAGUAAUAUUUUGGUACCCUUCCCUAGAUAUGUGCCUCGACACAAUCCUGUUUUGGAGCUCUACAGACAAUUCCUUCGACCUCAUGGCUUGGUUUUUGCUCUGACAUGCACUGUCAAUUGUGGGACCUUAUAUACAGUGGGGGAAAAAAGUAUUUAGUCAGCCACCAAUUGUGCAAGUUCUCCCACUUAAAAAGAUGAGAGAGGCCUGUAAUUUUCAUCAUAGGUACACGUCAACUAUGACAGACAAAUUGAGAUUUUUUUUCUCCAGAAAAUCACAUUGUAGGAUUUUUAAUGAAUUUAUUUGCAAAUUAUGGUGGAAAAUAAGUAUUUGGUCACCUACAAACAAGCAAGAUUUCUGGCUCUCACAGACCUGUAACUUCUUCUUUAAGAGGCUCCUCUGUCCUCCACUCGUUACCUGUAUUAAUGGCACCUGUUUGAACUUGUUAUCAGUAUAAAAGACACCUGUCCACAACCUCAAACAGUCACACUCCAAACUCCACUAUGGCCAAGACCAAAGAGCUGUCAAAGGACACCAGAAACAAAAUUGUAGACCUGCACCAGGCUGGGAAGACUGCAUCUGCAAUAGGUAAGCAGCUUGGUUUGAAGAAAUCAACUGUGGGAGCAAUUAUUAGGAAAUGGAAGACAUACAAGACCACUGAUAAUCUCCCUCGAUCUGGGGCUCCACGCAAAAUCUCACCCCGUGGGGUCAAAAUGAUCACAAGAGCGGUGAGCAAAAAUCCCAGAACCACACGGGGGGACCUAGUGAAUGACCUGCAGAGAGCUGGGACCAAAGUAACAAAGCCUACCAUCAGUAACACACUACGCCGCCAGGGACUCAAAUCCUGCAGUGCCAGACGUGUCCCCCUGCUUAAGCCAGUACAUGUCCAGGCCCAUCUGAAGUUUGCUAGAGUGCAUUUGGAUGAUCCAGAAGAGGAUUGGGAGAAUGUCAUAUGGUCAGAUGAAACCAAAAUAUAUAUUUUUGGUAAAAAGUCAACUCGUCGUGUUUGGAGGACAAAGAAUGCUGAGUUGCAUCCAAAGAACACCAUACCUACUGUGAAGCAUGGGGGUGGAAAUGCAAAGGGACCAGGACGACUGAUCCGUGUAAAGGAAAGAAUGAACGGGGCCAUGUAUCGUGAGAUUUUGAGUGAAAACCUCCUUCCAUCAGCAAGGGCAUUGAAGAUGAAACGUGGCUGGGUCUUUCAGUAUGACAAUGAUCCCAAACACACCGCCCAGGAAACGAAGGAGUGGCUUCGUAAGAAGCAUUUCAAGGUCCUGGAGUGGCCUAGCCAGUCUCCAGAUCUCAACCCCAUAGAAAAUCUUUGGAGGGAGUUGAAAGUCCGUGUUGCCCAGCGACAGCCCCAAAACAUCACUGAUCUAGAGGAGAUCUGCAUGGAGGAAUGGGCCAAAAUACCAGCAACAGUGUGUGAAAACCUUGUGAAGACUUACAGAAAACGUUUGACCUGUGUCAUUGCCAACAAAGGGUAUAUAACAAAGUAUUGAGAAACUUUUGUUAUUGACCAAAUACUUAUUUUCCACCAAAAUUUGCAAAUAAAUUCAUAAAAAAUCCUACAAUGUGAUUUUUUUGAAUUUUCUUUCUCAUUUUGUCUGUCAUAGUUGACGUGUACCUAUGAUGAAAAUUACAGGCCUCAUCUUUUUAAGUUGGAGAACUUGCACAAUUGGUGGCUGACUAAAUACUUUUUUCCCCCACUGUAGACAGGUGUGUGCCUUUCCAAAUCAUGUCCAUUCAAUUGAAUUUACCACAGGUGGACUCUAAUCAAGUUGUAGAAACAUCUCAAGGAUGAUCAAUGGGAACAGGAUGCACCUGAGCUCAAUUUCGAGUCUCAUAGCAAAGGGUCUGAAUACUUAUGUAAAUAAGGUAUUUCUGUUUAGUUGUUUAUAUCAAUUUGCAAACAUUUCAAAAAACCUGUUUUCGCUUUGUCAUUAUGGGGUAUUGUGUGUAAAUUGAUGAGGUGGAAAAAAUAAUUUCAUCUAUUUUAGAAUAAGACUAACAUAACAAAAUGUGGAAAAGCUGUCCUGCCCUAUCAAGAACUGACUAUUGCCCUUUGCCUCCCUCUUUACAACAUGGAACAGAAUUUGAACUUUCUGCACUUCCCCUUGUCUCACUCAGGAACUUUCUAUACACCAAGUUCCUAUUCACCCUUCAUUGACACCAACCUAUACAUUCCUUAUACAUGUAAAGUAAUCAAUAAGUUCUAGUAUGGUAACAUGAAUAAGUAUAUUUCAAGCUAGAAUCCAACAAUGUAAAAUCCAUUUGUCAUCCAUCAGCAUGGGGAAUGGCAAAUGAAAAGAGACAAAUGGUUGUUGAUUUUUUAGUAAAAACCAAAUAUACCACUUUUCACUCACUAUUAGGGCAACAAUUAAGAAGUUUAACGCCACUGGUACAGUGGUAAACUUUCCUGGUAGAGGACCCAAGUGUAUCUUGUCCCCACGCACAGUGAGGAAGAUGGUUCAGGAGACACAGAAAAGUCGAAGGGCCACAGUUGGAGAUCUGAGAACUUGGUUGCAUCUUGGGGUCACCAUGUCUCCAAAUCUACAAUUACACGCCACCUCCAUGUCAAUAGGCUAUUUGGAAGGGUUGUCAUAAAAAAGCCUUUAUUGAGAGUAACCAACAAAUGUUAACGCUCAGAGUUUGCUAAACGGCCUUGUUGUAUUGGAACCAGGUGCUAUGGUCAGAUGAGACGAAAAUAGAGCUCAUACAUACUGUAAAAUAUGGGGGUGGAUCUUUGAUCUUAUGGGGCUGUUUUGUUUCCACUGGUCCUGAGGCACUUGUUAUGGCGCCCGCAUGCUCCCCAGACGAAACAGUUUGUGCAUAUAUUAUGACAACAUUUUGUGACGUUUUUGUUCGUCUUGGACUUCGGCAAGUGUUCUUUCGAGCACAAAUUUUUUUCUCGAGGCAAGCCAAAGUCGGUAGCCGAAGUCUACGCCCCCUCGUCAGCGUUUGGUCAACAGUAGGUAUUCUUCAAUUAAGUGCCUGUUGUCAUUCGACGAGAGACGACUCAUUUUUUCACUUGAGAAAUAUUGCACCAAACAUCCUAGUCAGAUGCGAAAUUGUGAUUUCUUGAGAUAGAUUAAUUCUGACUAUUUUGUAAAGUGUAUACUGGCUACGGCAUCUCAAAAUGGACAAACAGUACUAUUGCCGCUUUUUUCUCAUUUUUCAAGCGAAGGUCUUUUAAGGGAGUAUGUGACCACACUUGUUUGGUUCAGCUAGCUGAGGUCGGCUAAGCGCCAGCCGAACUGAAGCAUGCUGAUGCCUUUAAGGUCCACGGCAUCAUGAACUCUACCAAGUAUCAGGACAUUUUAGCCAAAAACCUGGUUACCUCUGCCAGGAAGCUGACACUUGGCCGCAAGUGGAUCUUCCAGAAAGACAAUGACUCCAAGCACACAUCAAAAUCCAUAAAGAAAUGGUUAAUUGAAAAAUCAACAUUUUGCAUUGGCCAUCUCAAACCUGUGGUUUGAAUUGAAGAGGGCAGUCCAUAAGCGCAGACCGAAGGAUAUCAAGUAUCUGGAAAGAUUAUGUAUGGAGGAAUGGUCUAAGACUCCUCCCAAUGUGUUCUUCAAUCUCAUAAAACAUUACAGAAAAAGGUUAAGUGCUGUUAUCCUCACAAUGGGAGGGUGCACAAAGUAUUGAAAACAGGGGUGCCAAUAAUGUUGACACAGAUUUUUUUUUAAAUUACUUAAUUAUUUUUCUCAGAGCAAUUGUAUUAGUACAAUAUAGCUCAGUAUUUGUAUAAUUUAUUUUAGUAUUUUUUGCUCAUCUUUAUCAUGGGUGACAAUUUUGGAUGUAUCUAAUUCUGUAAUCACUGAUAUUAAAUUGUUGAUUAUUUCCAGGGCACCAUGGAGGAGAAGAUCUACGACAGGCAGGUGGCCAAGCAGUCUCUGUCGUUCCGGGUGGUGGACCAGCAGCAGAUACAGAGACACUUCACUCUGUUUGAACUGACGGAGCUUUACAUGUUUGAGCCAGACCUGCUGGAUGA